GUGAGUUGGUAUGGGGAAUGUGUAUUCUGUUGUAAGGUACGCAGUGAAGCAAUGUUUUCAAUAUAUCAAGUUUUCACCAUUGGGUGUGGUAUAUCUUGUUUUCAUCUGAGUAUUUUUUUUUUCAUUUCAGGAAUGGAUAGAAUAAAAAGGUAUUUGAUUUUUAUGUGUAUUACUGAUUUUGAUUUAGUUUACAUAAUUUAUAAAUUUGUUUAUUGCAUGAAGUGAGGGAGAUGAAUCAAAUAGGCUGCUAGCAGACCUCUCAGUAGUCCCGAGUUUGAAGAGACAGUCCUGAUUCCUCCUGUCCCACAGUCCCGGGUUUGCUCCCUCUUAUUCCGUUUUUGUGGACACCAGGGAACUGUACCCAGAAAGCGUAGCGCAAACUCACGAUUAGACUUUGUCAUCUCCCUGGGCUGGUUUCAUUGAAAGGUUGACUAAGCAUAUAUUUGCUUGUCUUUUAAUCUUGAUUGACAGGCAGUGUUUUCUUUCAAAUAUAUAGAUUAUUGUCAACUGAGUAGCUGUUCAGUGUUACACCGAUAACUACCCAUGAUCGUCAGCAUAAUACUGUGCAAAUAAAGUGAUUUUCUCUUCUCAAUCAUUGUGUCUCUGUGACAUUUAACACCAGACUAUAACAGUGACACAACAAAACGCGCACACAAUGCCUGGUGACUGGGAACCCCUUAAAGGACCACUAUUGUGCCAGGAAAACUUGUUUUCCUGGCACUAUAGGGUUAUUAAGUCCCCCCCACCCUCAUGCUGGGCUGAAGGGGUUAAAACCAAAUGUUAAAACCCCUUCAGUAGUGAUGUCUCGAAUGGUUCGCGAACGGUUAGCCACAAACGGUUCGCCACGGACUCAUCAUUGAGUAAACUUUGACCCUGUACCUCACAGUCAGCAGACACAUUCCAGCCAAUCAGCAGCAGACCCUCCCUCCCAGACCCUCCCACCUCCUGGACAGCAUCCAUUUUACAUUAAUUGUGAAGCUGCAUUCUUAGUGAGCUGUCCAGGAGGUGGGAGGGUCUGGGAGGGAGGGUCUGCUGCUGAUUGGCUGGAAUGUGUCUGCUGACUGUGAGGUACAGGGUCAAAGUUUACUCAAUGAUGAGUCCAUGGCGAACCGUUCGCGAAGCGUUCGGUGAACCGUUCGGGACAUCACUACCCUUCAGCCACUUACCUUUCUCCAGCGCCGGGCCCCCUCGGCGCUGGUGAUCUCUCCUUCUCCAGCCGACGUCAGCGCCACAUGCACGGCAAGAGCCACGCACGCAUUCAAACCGCCCAUAGGAAAGCACUACUCAUUGCUUUCCUAUGGACGUCCAGCGUCUUCUCACUUUGAUUGAAGUGGUCUGGGUGCCUAUAGUGGUCCUUUAAGUGAACAUAAAAGAAACAAGGAAAAUAAAACCAAUUUGUAAAAUGGCUCCUAUUAUUUCUGCAUCUAGGGGGACAUGUACCAUGCCAACAUUGACUCUGGCACAGAUGCAAGAGAGGUCUCCAUGUGUGGUUGGGAAUAUUGUUUUAAUUUUUUGUUUGGUCUAACUAGAGGCAGGGCUGACCAGAAAAUCUUGAAUCCAAUUUUUAUUAAUUAAUCAAAUAGUAAACGUUUGACAAACUCCAUAACAAAUAUAUUAACAGAUAAGACAUUUUACUAUGUUUGCUACACUUACAUUAAAAUAUUUGGUAAUGCGCACUUUAAAAAAGCUAAAGUGUUAUUUUGUGCAAGCAUUUUUCUUUACUAUUCACAAAAGCACAAUUAGAAUUUAGAUUUUUCAAAGCUGAAUUAUAAAACUGAGCCUUACAAAACUGGUGCACAGAUAGUCUGCGAGGGAAAAGCCAGUGAUUAUGAUUUUAAUAAAAUGGUGCUAAUUUUGCAGAAAUUGCAAUGGAAAAUAAUUUGAACAGGUGCGAUCAAAGAGACUCUGUAUGCUUUGUUACAGAAAUGCAACACAGAGAGUACAGGCUAUAAUUAGCCUGAGUUCAGGACAAUAGUUUGGAUGGGAAAGCUGCAUGCUGUUGUACGAUGGAUGUUUUCAGCAAAGGGAAGAAAGAAGGAGGGGGACAGAGGACGAGAAAGAUUGACAUGACAUGUGCAAGCAAAUGCCACUGGCCCUUACCCAAAAGUAGAACUAAGUGACUCAUCGUAACAAGUGGUGAAUCUCCCAGAAGACCGUAGAGCAGCUAGGAUCUACUAUCCUGCUGUUUGCUUGUGUACAUUACAGACAUGGGGAAGGAAUAGUGAUGGAGAUGAGAUAGUCCCAACUGGAGAACAUAGAAGGUAACCAUGGGUGCCGACGAUCAUAUCCUAAUCACCUUGUCCGGAGAAGGCCCAUGGGGUUUCAGGCUACAGGGGGGAUCAGAGAAGAGCCUUCCUCUUCUUGUGUCAAAGGUAAGGUCAUCAUGUGGUCUAAAGCCACACAGGCCAAGUGGUUACACUCACUAGCACAUGCUCCUAUUACUGACAAAUUGCAUUGAAUUUUUCUAAUUUAGCUAUUUUGGUGUAAAAUUUACAACUGCAUGUUUAAUACCCAACAAUUCCUGGUUUAGUGUGCAAAAGCAAAAAAUUGCACCUCACAAGUAAAUUUCUUGUUCUCUAGCUUAACCCCUUAAGGACCAAACUUCUGGAAUAAUAGGGAAUCAUGACAUGUCACACAUGUCAUGUGUCCUUAACGGGUUAAACCAAGAUUGCAUGCUCUGCUAAAGGUGGAUAAAUGAUGGGGUACAGAGACCUUUACUGUGGUCAAUCUAUCACAUAGAAAGGUAAUUUGAAGGCAGGCAAGCAGUAACCCUUUGUAACAGAAGCCUCCGUUCCCCUGGUUCUUUUUGAUUAGUAAGCAGCUAGCACCUGUUUUGUAAAUCAGAUGUUGCCCUCCUGAUAAAGUUGAAACCAAUAUUUGGAAACUACACGAACAACACAGAGGGGUUUAUGAGAAGGAAUGCAUCAUAGUUUAUGGUACUUGUGGCAGUUGCAGACACAAAUUCACAGUUCGUUAUCAUCAUCUGAAUGAGCAUAUCUUGAAAAAAAAAAUACAAUAAUUACCUAUUGGUGGCUUGAUGACAGAACACAGGGAUUGAAAAAGAACAUGGUCUGUUGUGCCAGGGGUAGAAAUUUUUAUUUUAUUUUAUUUUUUUAUUGCAAAAAAAUGUAUGCAUAUGUAGAAAAGUCCAAUUUUUACACAUUAACAACUAAAAACUUUGCUAUACUACAUGUUACAUUGUAAUAAAGUAAUGGAUAUAAAAUGUGAAUGUUAAUCUUAAAUAGCUAUAAACUGGGGUUAUUCACAAAUACCAUUACUGCUGAGAAAAGAUUUUAAAAAAUUGCUCAUUUUUGACCAACGUAGCAGGUCUACGAAAAUAGCGUAAUUUUUCCAGUAUGGGCAUUACACCUAAAUUUGCAAUUCCAAGGUCGAUUCCUAACAAUUCCCAGAUUAGCAAAUAGCCAUAAAUUUGUGUCAAAUACUAAAGCACACAUGAGAAUCUAGACACACAUUACCCAAAUAUAUUUGCAAAAGUGAGAAUUCAAGGUGAUUUCAAAGUGAAAUUUAAUUUUAAGGCCAGAGUAGUUGAAUGUAAAGCAAAGAUGACUUAGAGAAUAUUUCCAUUUCGGCUAUUUGACCUUACAUUUUAAAUUCACUUUGAAUUUAUUUUGGUUUCCCACUUUACUGAAUAACCCUCAUAGACUAUUUUGGUGCAAAAUGCCACAUAGGGAGAAAUCAUCAUGAAAACAAGCAAAUUUUUGCAGAGUUGGAAUAUUGACCCUGAAUUGCUCUUUAUCUGUAAUGUAUGUCCAUGUAUUAUGUGUGCAUUGGUGUUAUGUGUACAGGAAGCCAUUAGUUCAUAUUGUCUGAUUUUAUCAUGAUGCAUUUAACCCAUUCAAGUAUUUUAUGUUAUGACAUUCCUCCCACAUCAUCGGUCAUGCAAGGGUUAAAGUCAAAAUGGUCUGAGAUGCUGCUAAGACUCUGCAUUAGGGCCUCAAUUUAUUUUUUUGAUGAAGCGUUUAAAAAUAUUUAAUAUUUUUGGAUGCAUUUUUAAUAUGAUUUAAUAUUAUGAAAAAUAUAUUUUUAAAAAUAAUAUGUUGCUAUUUUUUUUUAUAUAUAUAUACGUAUUUUUAUAUUUUAAUUUUGAAAUAAUUUUAAUAUUGUAUUGAAAUAUAUUAAAUAUUUUGAAAAGCUUAUUGAACAAUUUUAAAUUGAGGCCUAAGUUAGGUGUGGGGGUCUUGACAGAUAUAGGAGAUAUAUGCCUAUUAGGGAUUUAUUCAAUGGGGAUGUUGAGAUAAAGGAGCUAGGUCACCUUUGGAUUGUGGUUUCAGUAUUCUGUUCCUCUCAUGCUGUUCGUCUUAUGAUUCUAUGCUAGAUUCAUUAAUACAGUUGGUUUUUAACGUUUCUAAGAAGCCUCUCAGACCAUACCCAUUAAUUUUAUAGAUGGUGACUGGGAAUUGCUAUGGAUCCCUUAUAAUUUUUGCAUUUGUCUAUCGCUUUAAUAGAUUGGAAUCUUUAAUGGUUUGCAGCCAACCAACUACGGUUUACGGCAUCAGUUGUGGCAACCUAAGGAUUUUAAAUGUUACAAUACUGGGAGCGAUCCACAAAGGGCUCAGGCCCUGUGUUCUGUUUGUCACAAUAAUAAAAAAAAAAUUUGAGUUUGUUUAGCCACCUGUCAGAGAAACGGUUUCAAAUUACCUUGAGAUAAUCCUUUCGUAACUAAGUUAAAUGGUAAUCAUAAAGGACAAAAAAAAGCCUGUUGAGUUCCUUAUAGCAAAACAGCAUAAAAAUAAUUGGUUAAGAAACUGGAAAAAGUAGCAUAUACAAAUAAAAGAUAGUAUUUGCAGUCACGGUGACAUACUUUGAGGAAAUGUUUUAAAUCUCUAAAGUUUUGUUCCUACAAAAGUGGUAAAGUAGGAGAUAUGCCCACAAAUUGGUGUGUGUCAGUGAUACUUAACAUGUAAGAGGGAACAUGGUUUUGAGCACAAGGUGGUAUUAUUUGCACGUUAGAUGGGCACAACUAUGUUCCUGGCACCUAGCAAAUGUGCAUUCCUGAGGAGCUUCUGCAUACAGCAGGCGUUCUCAAGCACCCUCACUAGAAGAAUAUCUUCCUAAAUUAGGAUUAUUUUGCCAGAUAUGGGACACUUUUUUCCACAGAUCGCCAUAUUUCCAGCCUAGUCUAAAGUCAGGCUCUCCACAUAGCAAUUUCCAAGGGGGCAAAGCCACUAUUUGAAAAAUCACUGCCACUGUUUACUGACUUAACCAACAGAGGCAUUACCCUAAAGCAGUGAUCUUAAACUCUGCCCCUACCACAAAAUGUUAAUAACCUUUAAAUACCUUUAAAUCCCAGAAUUCAUCAAAGGCAAUAGAAGGCCAAGCAACAAGGCAGUUGUAGUUUAGCAACAUCUGGGGCCCCAAAGUUUAAGACAGUUCUCCUAAAAUGACAUUUCAUUCUGGAACUGAUGACAUAUAAAGAGAUUAGUAAAAUGUGUAAAAUAAAGUAAAAAUAAUAAAAAUAUGCACUACUGACUAAUGCUUACUAUAGUUUGUAUAGUACUUUCCAUAAGCAAUGCUUUAUAUUAUGGGAAUUAUAAUUCAUUUGUGAGCUUUUUCUUGACAUCAUAUACAGCGGUACUUUUAGGGCAAGAAAAAAGAAAAUAAUAUUGCAAGAGGAAAGGGCUAUAAGGAUAGGCUUACACUGUAUUCCUAACAAUACAGUAUCCCACUGCCUCCGAGUCUGCUCCACUCCCAUCACAGUCCCACUCCUGACUUUGAAAUGGUUAAUAACCCAUUAAACACUUAGCUGAUUCCAGGGCCAAGAUUCCUCUGAGCUGGAUCAGUCUCUUCCUCUGACAAAGCAGGCAUGAUCCGGAAAAGAGAUGCUCAAAAAGCACUGGAUACGCUUCAGGCUUUCCUUAAAGGGAUGCUGGACAUGUUCAUGCACAUCGUCUUUCACAAAGUUAAACUCAGUGUGUAAAAUUGCAGUUUCUGUAAAACUGCACUCUUUUCACUUGCAGGCUUUAGAAGGCUGGGACACAGCAUUCAGACCACUUAAAGGGACACUCCAGGCACCCAGACCGCUUCUGCCCAUUGGAGUGGUCUGGGUGCCAACUCCCACUACUCUUAACCCUGCAAGUGUAAUUAUUGCAGUUUUUUAUAAACUGCAAUAAUUACCUUGCAGGGUUAACUCCACUCAGUGGACAGCCACUAGAGGGCACUUACUGGAUCAUAGCACAGGAAACCUCCAGCGUCACUCAUUUCCCCAUAGGAAAGCAUUAAAAAGCAUUUUCAAUGCUUUCCUAUGGGGAGCUCUAAUGCGCAUGCGCGGCAUUGCCGCGCAUGCGCAUUAGGUCUUCCCGGCCAGUGGGCGGGAUCAGUCUCGCCCACCGGCCGACGCAAUCACAGGGAGGAGCGGCGGCAGAGGAAGAAGCAGCGACGUGGGACAUGUUGCUGCUUCUGGUAAGUUACUGAAGGGGUUUUCACCCCUUCAGCAACCGGAGAUUGGGGGGUGGGAGGGAGAGGGGACCUGCAGUGCCAGGAAAACUGAUUAUUUUCCUGGCACUGGAGUUUCCCUUUAAAUGAGAUGAAGUGGUCUUGCCUAUAGUGUCCCUUUAAGGAGCAUCAAUUAGACCUCAAAUCGCAAUUUAUGUUUUCAACACUCAGUAAUAUAAUUAAAAAAAAAUCUAAGCAAACCAUUGUCGAAUUUGCAUGAUUGACCUAAAAUGAAAGAAAAUAGAUCAUGUAUAUAGGGCAGGCAUCUUCGUAUAUUAAUUAAAGGGUGGCAAAGUGCUGAAUGAUUUCACACUCACUUAGUGAAGAGCUUCUAUAGGGUUCACUUGGAUCACCGUUACACUUUUGGACAGACUUGUGGUCAGAUCAGAUGUGUAAGACUGCUUGCUAUGAGGGCAGCAGAUCAUAAUCUUUUUAUAAUUAUUUCUAAUAACAAUAACCUGAAUCACAUUGCUUAGUAUUUAUCUAUUUCUAGAGAGUCCCUAACACUACUUCUUCCCUUACCGUGAUAACCCUCAUUACCCUGUACCCUUAUUACUCUGAGGAAGGCUGAACGUGAUGGACGCAGUCUCUUUUCAGCUAUGUAACUAUGUAACCCCAAAUCAUACUUUAAAUAUUCAGGAGUACUGUGUGGGGGUGUCAUAUUGUGUAAUUAUGAUGCUUGUUAUUUUAACAAUGUUCUAAUUGUGCUGUUUUAUUUUCACUUUAAUGGGAAUCAUGCUUAAAAAUUUACACAUAAAAGGAACAUUCUGACAUUAGGAAUACAAACAUAAAUUCCGAACAUUAGAGUGUUUUGCUAACUAUUAAGAUGUUCAGGCCUCCCAUGAAUAAUGAAAGAGUUUAACUUACCUUUAAGCUCAUGCCACACCAGUGUCGCCAGGACUGCCACUCCUCUCAGGGCCGAAUUAUCAUCCUAAAGGAAAGUCGUGAGGGGCAAGUGUGCAUGCGCAGCAAUUACUGCACUGCACCAAUCAGAAUCUUCUUUUUUGACAUCUUCGGGCUGAGCGUGAAGACGCUGAAUGUCAGGACUGCAUCACUCAGACACCUCCUAGAAGUAUCCCCAGCUCGUAAUGUUAAUACUGCCUAUUCUCAGAAAAGCCAGUGUUUGCACUCUAUGAGAAGUUUGUGAUUGAUCUGGUUUGCCAGCUUAGAGGGAGACCGGAAGGAGGCAUGGGAGUUUAAAAAACAAAAAAGAGCAGUUUUAUUGGGUGUGAGAGAGGGGAGGAAAAACGCUUCACCUCGCAGGUGAACAAAGGAAAGCUCUGCAUGUCUGUUGCCAGCGUGCUGUGCACUCUGACUGACAUAUUUUAUGCACAGAAUUGACAUCAUGUAGCUCAGGACAGCUGCGUAAGUCACAUGUGCUGCAGAUGAGGCUAGCCCCCAGCAUACAAGUACAGAUGUGCACCGUUCCAAGCAUAAACGCUGCACAUACAUACUCCUACCAGUACCACCAUGACCACUUCAAAUCACUGAAGUUAUCAUGGUGGUUCAUGGAGUAACCCUUUAACUAUUCCUUAGAAUUCAUUUGCAAUUUUCCUGUAUUGUUUAAUUAUCACGGAGGCAAGUUUCUAUUUUAUUACACAGAUUGCAUUGGAACAGCAAGCAAAAUAUUGCUUUGUGUGUCAUUUUAACGCAGCAUAUGCAAAGGAUUAUUGUAUUUUAUUGCAUUGUGCACAGUGGGUGAAGAGACAAUGGUUUUGUUACUGAAUGAAAUCCACAGAUGUCAUUAGUGCCUUGCUCAAGGCUUCGCAGCUACGACACAGGAUCACGGACACAUUCCAUGGAUUAUUGUCUUCAACACAAACGAUCUUUCUUCAUUAAAUUUUUAUAGCAGCCACAUGAUGCCUCACCAGUUGAUUGCAGAUAAGCAUAAAUUAUGCUAACUAUUAAAGGCACGGUCAGAUUAUACAAGUAACAGUACUUAAGUAAAUGCCUAGAUGCAGUCCUGCAGCUAAACAAAUUAAAUGGUUACUGUUUACAAAUGUCAGUUAGUAUGCCUCUAGUGGCUGUCAAUCAGAAAUCCACUAGAAGCACUUCCUCCUAUACUGAACUUUUCUUUGCCAACACUGACAUUUGGCUCAUGACCUCCAAAACUUGUCCACUUGACGAAUAUCAAUCCGAAUAUCGUCCAUUAAAAUGGUUUGGAAAAUGCUAAACAUUUAAACUAUUAGAUUGUUUUGUUACAUCUGAAAUGACUACCUCUUUAAGAUUAAUGUUAUUCUUCAUAUUAAUACAAAAAAUUAUGUACAUAUAUACAGUGGGACCUCGGUUUACGAAUUUAAUGCGUUCUCCGGGACGUUUCUUAUUGCGAAAAAUUUGUAAACCGAAACGCGGUUUCCCAUAGGAAUGCAUUAAAAACCAAUUAAUCCGUUCUGGAGGUCAGACAAAAGUCAAAAUGAGCUGGCAUGGAAACCAACCUACAAUGCAGAACACACAAUAAAAGGCAUGCAAACGACGAAGCUCAGCUCCAUACCUUUCCACAGCAUGAGAAAUGCACCAAAAAGUCCCUAAACAACGGCAAACAAUUUCCAGAAUGGCUCCAAAACUCGAUGCAAAAGACGCUCCAACACCUCCACACUCGAUGCCAUGUGCUACCCACAGGCUCCAGCAUGCAGAGGGCAGUGCUACAAACCACCCAGGUGCAGUGCAUCCUGGGGAAGCUUGCUUUUUUAUUGCGAAAAUUUUUUGCAAACUGAGGCAUUAUUUUCAAUGGAAAAAACUUAGGACCUUUCUGGUGUGUCCACCUUCCGGGUCCUUAGAAUUUUAGAGAGUGCAGCGCUAUAUAAUAAUGUGAGGUGAUAUUGUGUUUUCCAAUAUUUUAUAAAAAUACACUUACCCUCUACAAUAAUCUCAAGAAAUUAUGUAUAUAUAAAACAAGAAGAGAAAAUAUAUACAGAUAAUAGUGCAGUAUAUUAAAAAAUUGGAAGACUUGUAUGUAAGUGACAGAUAUGUCUAAACUCACAUUUUCUAGAGCCUUUUCUAGUUUUUAGGCUCUAAACUUCUGAGCGUCUUGUGUCUUUUUAGGUAGACUACACAACCUCUUUCUCCAGGCAAUGGUAUAUUCCUCUCCACAGCAUAUAUGGAAGACACAAAUGUAUCAAACUAAGUGUAGUAUCUCCAAUAAUAGAUGUAUUUUAGAGAAUAUAAAAUUCAAAGUGCUCACCUUUUUUAGAGCCUUUUGAUAACUGGCUCUAAGUAUACAAGCUUGGUGUCAAUUUUGGGGUGACACUGCCCCCUUCCCUGGAAUUAUUUUCAGGAUCCAAUGGGAUGAUGUAAAAAAGGGAAUAUUUAUUAUAAUAAAAAAUGUAUUAUUGGUUUUAUUAGAUUUUUGGUUUUAUAAGAUUUUUUUUGUGCAGAAAUUAUAAAAUAGUUCAGUUUUUUUUCAUCAGUUGCUUCUUUUGUGCCCUUAUCAACAUUUUGCCAACGCAAUGGAUUAAUUAAUGUCUCUUGCAUUUCUUUGCAAAAUCUCCACCAUUGGCAAUUUUCUCAUUGUCUCCAUAGCAGGAGCCAUGUAUAGAAGUAAAAAUCUAAAUGGGGAGGCCCACUUGGCCCAAUUAGGCCAAUUAGACCUAUGACUAUCAGUUCAAAUAACAGAAUUUACUUUUUUUGCAAAAAGGAACAGAGGACUAAAGCUACCAAACAGGGUGUAAUUCAAAAACCAAAAGCAAAUGAAUCCCAAGCUAAAUUCAGUCUAUUUGGAACAGAACAUGUAUCCUUGUAAUGGUAAGCAGCAGAUGGGUUUUGCCAGGGCCCCCAACAGUCUUACUGGACAGUGCCAAUUUCGGGAUUCUGUUCCACUGUCCUCACGCUGUGCAGCGGGCACUAGGACCAUUCAGGAAACCCGUUAGCAGUGUUCCCUGUAUGAUCCUAAAGGGCUGGUCAGGCACUCUGUCAGUGGGCAAAACAACCCCUUUUCUGGGCGGAUCCACCCAUCAUGGCCAUUGCUAGUGAUAUGGGUUGCAUCACUAGCGACUACCUCCUCAUGGUCCUGCCCCCCCAUCCCGAUUCUCCCCUCUCGACUGUUGGGAAGAAUGGUUUUGUAAAUUAUUUAGUGCGCUGAAAACUGAAUUGCAAAAUAUAUGUCAAAACUUGAUAUGCAGUGAAACUGAUAAAUACAAGUGAAUUCUAUAGUAUGCACAAGUAAAAAUAAUAAAUCAAGACAACUUUAGGACUAGUAAAUGUUUAAAGGGGCUGUCUAAGCAGCAUACUGUACUCAGUAGUGGUUAUGGUGCCCAAAGUCUCCUGUCCCUGUCCCACCAGGUAAGAGAUAAACAGUUUUUGAAUGGGUUGACACUAACCUGGGUCAACAGGUACCUUAUCAGUUUACUUAAAGGACCACUAUAGUGCCAGGAAAACAUACUCGUUUUCCUGGCACUAUAGUGCCCUGAGGGUGCCCCCACCCUCAGGGUCCCUCUCCCGCCCGGCUCUGGAAAGGGAAAAGGGGUAAAAACUUACCUUUUUCCAGCGCUGGGCGGGGAGCUCUAUGCCUCCUCUCCUCCUCCGAUCCGCCCCGUCGGCUGAAUGCGCAGGCGCGGCAAGAGCUGCGCGCGCAUUCAGCCGGCCACAUAGGAAAGCAUUCUCAAUGCUUUCCUAUGGACGCUGGCGUGCUCUCACUGUGAAAAUCACAGUGAGAAGCACGCAAGUGCCUCUAGUGGCUGUCAAUGAGACAGCCACUAGAGGGAAUAGGGGGAAGGCUUAACCCAUUCAUAAACAUAGCAGUUUCUCUGAAACUGCUAUGUUUAUUAAAAAAUGGGUUAACCCUAGCUUAGUGGUCUGGGUGCCUAGAGUGGUCCUUUAAGUGGAACUUCGCCAUCCAAAAAAGAUUUAUUGAUUUUGCCCUUAUUUGGUUGGAACUCAUUUUUAAAGAGUCUCAGGUUAUACUGUCAACCAAUGUGGACCAGACAAGGACAAAAAUUUGGCCUGGGUGGCUGAGUAGGAGGUCCUGAGAGACUGAGUAGGAGGUCCUGAGAGAGUCGUGUUGUGUCAUCACCAAUGACAAGUAUGCUCCCUCACCCACCAAAAAAAUAUUUAAAUUUAGUUAAUGACAGGCUUGUGCUGGAUUUGCUGGAGUCCUAAAUCUAUAAAUGGGAUUCCAGAGGACAAAAGGGCAUGCAUUUGGAGGCUGCUUGUGGGAGUGUUUGCAGAAGGAUCUGGUUUUGUUUUUGUUGUGUUGUAGGUUAGUUUGUGUGGAUAUGAGCAGUAGUGUGUGUGGCUAUGAGCUGUGGACAGAGAGAUUGUGUGUAUGUGAGUGUAGAGGAUGUAAUAUGUGUAUAGUGGACGUGGUGUGUUGUAAUGUGUAUGUCUAAAGCUGUAGUGUGUGUAAAAGUGUGUGUAUAGGGACUGUAGAGAAUGUGUGUUUCUAUGGGAUGUAGUGUGUGUUCAUUGGGGAUGUAGUGGGUGUUCAUAGUUUCAUAGUUUGUAUCAGUGUUUGUAUCAGUGUUUGUAUGUGUAUGGGGUAUGCAAUGUGUGUCUAGGGGUUGUAGAGAGUGUGUGUGUCCACGUGCUGUAAUGUAUGUAUAGGGGAUUUAGUGUUCUAAGGGAUGUAGGAUGCGUAAGGUAAGUAUUUUGUGUGUACUGAUGCAGUAUGAGUUUACAAUGGCUUUAGAGACUGGAUUGUGAGAUAGGUGUGUGUGCUGGGGCAGGGGGUUGUGUCAUUUUUUUUUAUUUUAUUAUUUUAUUAAGUAAAAAUGUAUUCUCCCCAUCCUUAAUUCUUACCCAUUGGCCAGGAAGAGGGACAUGCUGAUCCCUGGUGGCCCAGUGCUAAUAGACUCUAGUUUACACUUUCACAUAUUCUUCCACUUUGAUAGAAUCAGAAUGUUGCUGUGAGUCUGCACUUGGUGGAGGUCUGACUACCCCCUCCGGCAGUAGUUGCACUGGAUGUUAAAAUCAAGCAUGUGCAGUACACGUCCAAAAGUCGUUAAAGUGGCUCUGUGACCAAAAAUGAUUUAUGUGUUCAGGACUCGUUGAGAUCUUCUUUGUAGAGACAGCCAUAAUGAUUUGAGUGCUAUUAUUUUGGCUACCUUGGCUCUUGCUUACCUAAUGACUCACUAGUGUAUACAGCUACUGUACUCUCAGGUGAACCAUGAAAUGAUUGUUGUCCACGACAGGAGAGGGCCGGUACAUCAGAAGGGAGGACAUUUGUGUUUAAGGAAUACAGUGUGUGUGUAAGGGUGUGUAUGUGUGUGUGUGUAAGGGAUGCAGUGUGUGUCUGAAUGAAUGUGCAGAGUAAGAUUUUAUUUAAUUUUUAAAAAAUUUAAAAAAAUCUCCCCUCUUACUGACAAUGAAGGCUGACACAAAUCAUAUGACAUUACAGUGGUACUUAGACAUUCUCUUGAGAACCCUGGCACUAUGUGGUAUCGGCGUGUUGCCGAAGAGUACUGGCAGGUAUGAAGCCAGACGCCCCCCUUGCCAUACAAGCCAGCAAUGACAAGGGGAAGGAGAUCUUUGAUCUUCCUUGCCCGCGGCUGUGUGUGUUACAUAUAUAUACAAACAUUCUGAGUAUGGCCUGGUAUGUAUUGUAUGUGCGUAUAGUGGAUACAUCAAAUGCGCUAUAGGGGAAAUAGCGAAUGUGUGUAUAUAUAAUGGCUGUAGUAUAGUGUGUUUUUGUACUCCCCUGUACCCCCCUGAUAGUAGCACUGUAUAAAAGUAUAUGUAGAAUAAAUAAUGGUCAAGGCACUCAGGGUAACAGCAAAAAAUAGAAGCCUUAUUGGGGCAAAAGCAGCAACGUUUCGACAAUCCCAGUCAUUUCAUUGCUACUUUUGCACCAAUAAAGCUGCUAAUUUUUGCUACUACCCUGAGUGCCGUGACCAUUAUUUAUUCUACAUAUCUGGAAGGGGGGCCUGGCCGGCCAUGGUCCCGGAGCACCUUGAUGGUUAGGUGAGUGCGGUAUCCAGUACGUCUCUACUGUAUAAAAGUAUAGAUGUUUAAAAUGUGGACAUUUAUAAAAUGAGAAAAAGGGAGAUGUGGAUGUUUGACAAAGACUGAAUUACUCUAUUUGUAAACAUUUUGAGGUAUAUUCAUUGUUUUCUUGCCAAACGAAAAUCACAAAAUGAACCAUUGCCUGCAUAAGCAGAAAGUGUGCAAAGAAUUUAAGCAAGCAACUGAUAUGAAGAAAACAGAUGAACUUCAGGAAUGGUAAUGUGUGGGGCAAUUUUUUUGAAUUCUCUCCUCCAUCCAAUGCUGUGAGUUGGGGCUAACCAUUAGGGAAGCUGCUCGGUGGCCUUCACUGUUCCCUCAGCGGUGCAUUGAAUUGAAUCUCGAUACGACAUACUGAGGCAUAUGAGAUUCAAGCAAAACCACUUUACUACUUAAAAAUAGAUAUGGGCUUUAAGCUUGUGUUUAAGUAUGGGCUGGAGCCUUAAAAUGUGUGUGUUUCUAAAAACAAAAAACCACAGCUGUUGUGACUGAGGCUUUACUCCACAGGACCGUUUUCAAUUCAGUCCAUGUUUGUAGAUGUGUCUGAGAGAGUUGUUGGUCUCUAUCACCUGUCGAGGAGCAGUUAAGGAUAAACGAAGAGAUUUUCCUUGUUGGAGUUCUGACAUUCAGCUGUGUUAACACUAUAACCACCAAAACAACUUUAGCUUAAGGAAGCUGUUUUAGUGUAUAGAUCAUGAUCCUGCAGUCUCACUGCUCAAAUCUCUGCAAUUAAGAGUUAAAUCCCUUUUGUUUCUGUCCAUGCAGCCCUAGUCACAUCUUCUCUGGCUGUGACUCACACACCAUGCAUGAAAGAAAAUGAUUUCACCCUUUAAUUAGAUGUAACUUACUUUAAAAGUUCUUAUUGCCUGCUCUCUAAAGUGAACUGUAAUCAUACACAGAAUGCUUCUGUGGGGUCUAGCCAGCUAUCAGCAGUGCAGGGGAUAAUACAUUUUAAAUUGAAUAGAAUUUGCAAUGAAGGAAGUGUAAACAUUAGCUGACUCUUUACAGGAAGUGUUUAGGAAGGCCGUGCAUGUCACAUGCAGGGUGGUGUGACUACGGUGCAUAAAUACAGUGAUUUAACUCCUAAAUGGUAGAGAAUUGAGCAUAUACACCAAAACUGCUUCAAUAAGCUAAAGUUGUUAUGGUGACUAUAGUGUCCCUUUAAUAUUCAUUUCCUGCUUUAUAAGGAAUCCUUUAGACUGUCUCUUUGUGCAGAGUCAUCAUCAAUCUAUUAAUCCUGUAAAUAUUUGUAAUAGUAGUUUGUCUCUGUUUGUUGUUAAGUCCCCUUAAAAAUAUCGUAAAGCGAUGCAGAAUAUGUUGGCGCUAUAUAAAUGCCAAAAUAAUAAUAACAACAACUCAAUGUCAAUUUUACUUGUUCUUACCCUAAAAAGUUUCAAUCUAUGGAACAAAACUCUCUGAUGUCUUAAGAGAAAGGUCAGUAUGAUGCUAAGAGUGUCCCUUGAAAUUUUUUUUAUAGCAUUUCAUUUUUAUUAUUUGUGUACAAAGAACCACUAGUGCGUGAAAACCAUUGCUCGAUUGUUUUACUUCCUUUGCGUUUGUUCAUGUGAUUGGAACAUAAAGAGGAGCAAUCAUGGAUUCAUAUCUCUUUAACCCCUUAAGGGCCAAGCUUCUGGAAUAAAAGGGAAUCAUGAUAUGUCACACAUGUCAUGUGUCCUUAAGGGGUUAAAGGAUAUUUUAGGGUCCAUUUUUUAUUUUUACACCAUGUAGCCGUUUUAAUACAAUACUUCAUAAGUUCCACCCUUUCUUAAAAACAUGUCAGGGCUAUCAAUGAACUAGACUUUUGCCACGUACUGUAUGUUGUGCUUUGAGUACAGUGAUGACUAUAAAUAUGGAAUUCAAGGGUAGCCGGGCAACCAAUGUUGGAUUUCAGGACUCAGAUUGCUAAAAGACUGAUGGCCCAAAUUAGAAUAGAUGAAGUCUAAUUUUAGUUAAUACAGUAGCUGCUAUUGAAAUUAUAUGUGUGAAACCACAGUACAGAGUGAGUACUAUGGAAUGACUGGGAAGCAAAGAAUCAUGGGUGAUUCUAAAAUUUAGAAUUUGAAGGGGUUAACAUCAAAAGAGGGGUUCCCUCAAAAACAUAGUUAUACAUAGACACAGUUACAGGCACAUACAAAUACACACACUCACACAUACAGAGACACACAGACACACAAACACAGACACAGGCACUCAAACUAACUAAUUAUCCAUCCUUUCCUUCUUGGAUCAAAGGAUGGCACCCCCAAAACCCCUAUAGAACACUACAAGUAAUACAUACAAAAACAACAACUCCAAUACAUAACAAGCGGAGAACAGAAUACAUGGAAAAAGAGGUCAUGUUUACAUUAUGGCUGCUUUGGGAAGAUUUCAAAGUAUCGGUUCGAUGCUGACACUCCCAUCAGUAUCAAACCACUGCCACUCAUAUUGUAGUGGGGCCACAGGACUGGGUUAGAGGAUCUUCAUGAUCUAUGCCUGUCAUGACAGAGCUGUGAACAGCAUUCAGAGAGUGUAGGGAGAUUGGGGGGAGGAAGGAUUGGACUGAACAUCCUAUCCCUUCUGUCUGGCCUUUGACUGUACUCUAAUGAAGUGUAGGCAACUGUUCAUAGGUACCCUUUUCUUUUGCCUAUUUAGAAGUAAUUCAUUAAGCUUGGUUGGCAUUCUAAGGGCCAAUAAUAUGUAAUUCUAUAGUCCUGACUAUAUCCUAGAUUUUCCUGAUUCCCAUGGUUUGUCUACUAUGCAACACUGAAUAAUGCCAGCUAUGUUUAAAAGUAUCACCUGUACUGUGCAAACUGCUUAGGUAUAGAGACUUGUGGGUAGAACACCCUUCAAAAUGGGCUGAGUGCCAUGUCACCGAACCACAAUGAUGGCAAAUACAUAAAUAAUAUUUUUACUAAAAUGAUUUAUUCACCUAGUGAAUAAUUCACAUAGUGACUAGACUGUGCGAGUAUUCAGUAUAAAGUGAUGGUAAAAUGCGUGGGUUACUGUUAUAUAACUAAACACACAGUGCUAUUUUUACCCAAACACAAUUCCUAAUCUAAUCCUUAUUUUGGUAACUCAGGUCAGUUUUCUUACAGAAGCAACCUACUCUUUGCAGACUACUGCCGGAAGUGGUUUUAUUCAUUUAUAGAAAAUAAUGUAAUUGCAAAAUGGUUUAUAAAUACAUUUGAAAUAGAUUAUAGAUUCAUUGUCUACAUUACUUGUUAGUUAUGAUACGUUUUAAAAUCAUGUUUCUUGUGUAUACUAAAGAACAACUCUAAGCUUUUCUUAGGAUUUAGAUGGUAUUCUGCCUAUUUUUUUCAUUUUAUUUUUUACUUUUUAUAUUAUGCUUCAUGUUACUGGAGUCUAUGUCACUGUUCUGUCCCAUCAGUAAAUCAAGAAAAUAUAUAAUGAACAUAGUCAUUGAGAUGAACCGAGUUUGCUUCCCCUUAAUGUAUUCACCAUUGAUUCAAAACGUUUCAGGACUUUUGCCAAACUAAUUGCAUGGUGUCCUAUAAACUGAUUAGGUUGACUUGGUCAUGGAAGAAGGAAGAACAAACAUUGUAUCAAUUUAUUCCAAAAAUAGAUUUGUAACACACUUUACAUAUCAGUGGACUCAACUUGUAACAUCACACAAUGUCAAUUAGCAGCUGCUAAAGCCAGCAAAACAUUAUCAUGCUUUGAAAACUGAUGUAUAAGCAGUUGAUAUUUUGUCACUAGUAACUCAUUAGCAAGACAUCAACUAGGCUGCAAAGUAGUGCUUUAUUUAUGUCCAUUUGAAUUUAUUUACGAUAUUAAGGUAUGAGGCUAUAAUCUUAGAUUAGGCAGCCACUAAAACAGAUGAUUAAAAUCCCAAAACAAGAUAAAUGGGAAGAUUAUACCAGCUUAGGUGGGGCGACACCUGAUAAACUGUAACACAAAACAGGAAUAACAGGAAAACAAGAGCCAAGUUGUCAUCCGAAUACUCAAAAAAGGAGAAGGUCAUAAUAGGUUAACAAAAAGCACCAAACUAUGGAGCCCUGGGGCCUUUAUCCUAUAAUUAGAAAUUCCAGUAUUAGAACCAAGGGUACCAAAAACUUCCCGACUCACUAUUAUUAAUUAGGAAUUUCUCAUCCCAAAUAAUGAGUGCUGAGGGCAUUAGGUCAGCAAAGUUCGGCAUUUUAAGCUUCCCAUGCCCCCUGUACAGGGGAUAAAGGCUGAAAGAGACCUCUUACAAUUUCCCCAAAAAUCAAGAAGAUGCCCAUAAGAUUUUUUGAUUUUUUUUUUUAUCCGAGGAGACCAGUAGACCAGAUUUAUUAUCCUAGAUUGUGGGAGCUGUAGUACACAAGAAAUUGUUUUUUUUCCUACCUCUUAGUGAAUAUAGUAGUUACAACUGUAAAUAGAGGAAAUGAAUUAAUGUUUAGAGGACUGGUGUAUUUUCAAAGUGUUGCAGAGACAUUUAAGGAAAGAAAAUAAAUAUGUAAUAUUACUUAGGCAAACCAUAUGCCUUUGUACAAUAUAGACCUUUUAGGGUAUACAGGAGAUUUCUCUGCUAUUUUUGGCCUCCGCACUAUCAGCAGUCUCUUCCGUCCAAGUAGCAGAUGGCUGCAAUAAAGGAGAAAGCAUUUGUGAUUAAAACAUUUUCCAUACUCUGUCUUGUCUCAGGCUUGAGAUAUGUCUCUACUUUAACCAAUGAUACACUCGUUUUCCCAGCAUCUUCGUUGGCUGAUAAAAUUAUUCGGUUUAAUUGCUCAUGAUAUCACAUGAAUCAUAUCAUCGUGUGAUUUUUUUCUUCAAUUUUAAAAGGUUUACAUUGUUAUAUCCACAUGAUGCCCAAAUUAAAGAAUGCACUAGUUCCACUUUAAACCGUGGGUUGGAGGUUUGAUUCUAAGUAGGAUCUGCUCACCAUUAUCUACUUAAGAGGCAAAAAAAACAUCAAACAAAUGUUCUGGUAUACUGUACACUGGCAUCUAUUCAAUAAAAAAAAACAAAAAACUAAAAAAAAAUUAACAAUAAUUGGUAUUCAGCAAGAGAUGUUUCAGAGAGCAAAAGGGUUGUUAAGCAUAUAAACAAAACUUAAAAGAUGUAUAAAAUGUUAAAGGACACUUGCAAUAAUAAAAGUAAAACUAAUCAAUUUAAGUGAGAAUGCUCUCUGCUCUUUUUUUCUAUAAAUAUCUAGAACACAUUGUAUUUUCAAUAAACAUUAGGAAUGACAUAAUGCAUUACUAGAUUUUUAGCAUUAUAAAGUACAUAAUAAAAAUGCCCUUGUCUGCAGUGAAUAAUCAAGAUCAAAAGGGAAGUAUUGUGUCUAUGCACACCAGUAUGUGUGCAUUGUUAAUGUGCUGUAUACCUAGUAAAAAAUAUUCACCAAGGUUGAAAAUUGAGAAACUACUGUGGAAAGGAUUAAAUGAGAAAUAUAUAGAUCUAUGAUAAAGACAUAUUAGGACUGGUCUUACUGCUCUGGAGCUCCACAGAUUAACACAGUUAAGGGACAUAAAAGCUACUUUAACUAUUUGUUUUGGAAGGCAGAGCAUUGGCCGUGAGGAAGAUGAACUGGGGAUUCGCACUUCUCUCUCUAAUCUGGAAACAAAGUAUUAGAUUUUUUUCAGACUUUCCAAAAUUCACGUCCCGCCAAUAAUGGCGGUCUUUUUAUAUUCAUGCGAAAAAAUGACAAAAUAUUUAUAUUUUUUUUGUUGUUGAAAUAUUUCAUUAGUUUAAAGGUAUACAAAAUGCAGUUUAGCCAAAAUACAAAAGAGUUGUAAUGUAUUACUUUGAAUAACACUCAAAAUGGCAAUAACCAUCUGUAUUAUCCUAGGAAUGUGCAUUGGUGCCAAUUAUCGCAGCACAGAGGAGAAUUAAAUUAGACAGAACUCUACUUUAAUAUCCAUAUGUAAAGCUGCCUACUCCAAACUGACCCGAAGGUGGCAGCAAAGUGUAUGUAAAUAAAGUGUGCAAAAACCGCCUUGCAAUGAUUUGAAGUUCUGUACAUAAUAAUUUUCAAUGUAACUUGUAAGUACUGAACUUGUGAAAAAGCUUAAUGGAUUUUUAUCACUAAGUGAGAUUAAACCAGUCAAGUUGGAAAAAAUCUCAUAUUCCACUAUUUUUCCAAAUGAUCUAUUUUGGCCUACAUUUUGCAAUAACCUUGCAAUUCCUCCAUAAUUCUUUGCGUGUGAAAAACAUAAGAUUAGAUGAUUUAUUUCCAUAAACACAGAUGUAUUUCAAACCAAUACAGGAGGAACUGUCACACUGUAAUACGAUGAAUCCUUACCGUCUUGGCUAUGAUAAAAAACUAUUUUUAGUUGCUAAGACAGAGGGAGUCAUUUAGUCAUGGGUUAAUUCCAGUUGGACUGCAGUCUUUAGUCAGCACUUAAGAGCGCUGCUUUCCUUCUUAGUAACAUAUAUUAACCUAAGCUCUCUGAUGUGAUCUCUCUUAAUCCUAAAUUGGACAUACUGGUGGAGCAUUUUCAAGCAAGAUCCUCUCCAAAUGCGGACUCAUUGCCAUCUCAUUGUAACAAAGUUUAAUGUCUAGGAACACUCCAAUUACCAUAGCCACUGCAGCUCCCUAGAGUGGCUAUGGUGGCAUGAUUGACCUACUAUCCUUCUAGAAUAAUCUUCUGUUUGACAACGUUUUUGGCAUCUACCAGCUGCCUGAAACACCUGCAGAGAGUUUCUAUUAGCUCCAUUUAGCUAAACCCUACUGUGCAAAUACAAAAAUGCAAAAUUAAGCCUUGUGCUCAAACUCCCACUACUCCUGGACGGCAGCAAUGACUAUAGUACACAUCAGCCCCAAUAUAUAGAAUAAAAAACAAAGAAAAAAGUUACUUGCGCGUUAUCCCAAAUCCCUUCACAUAUUUAAAUAACUGGAGGUUUUUUAGUAUCACGCCAAUGGUCAAUAAAGUGUAAGCUCACCUGGCACGUUAAGGCAAAACCUCCUAGGUGAGUCCUACACUAACAAAUCACCUUGCUGCUUUCAGCUAAAACGUGAAAGGAAAAAUCUCUAAUGAGAUAUACAGGGGUAUUUUUCUAAACCCCUACACACCUAUUAACCCUUAAUAUGGAACACUUCUGUGCGCUAGUAGCCAGUGAGUGCCUCGCUGCCUUGCUGCACCGCUGGGCUUAUCUUAGUGCAUGAGCUUUCAGUUAUAGAGAAGGCAACUGUGGGUGCCUGGUGGAUCCCGGGUAAGUUGUGAAAUUGUUCUCAAAUAGUUUGACUAUUUUCCCUUGGACCAUAACCACUACAGCAGCCUGUUGUGGUUAUGGUGCUUGGAGUGUUCCUUUAAAUACAAUUUGUUUGAUCUACAGCCUCUGUCUCACCGUUGUCGGAUAAUAAGACCUAACAGAUAAAUAUGAAACUGUCAGAUAUGUAUCAGGUUUAGAAUACCACAAUUGCAAAUGUCCGGUAUAACAGUGCUUAGAAACUGGAUAAUGUCAGCGAGUUACUGAGUUUCUCAUCUGUGGCUUGUAGUCUUUUCAUAUCAUUACUAUAUUCUGCCUCUUAACAUGGAAAGCUGUCAUGUAAUUUAGGCUGAGCUACAGAAUCUACCUAAAACCCCAUUGCAGAAAUGUCGAGACAGCUGAGAAGGAGAUGAUGGCAUUUUAUUUUUAGGCUCUGCAUUAUACACACAGAGUUAUGCUGAGCCGUAUAAAUAGCUGUCUAUUAUAAAGUAGUAUAUUGUGGGACUCUCUAGUGCCCUUGGUGAGCCAUUCAUUAAUUUAACUCCGUAACAGGAAUAAACUGUGCAUUUUGGACGUUGACACAGAAUAAUAUUUUCUUGGCAACUCAACAAACCCUAAAAUGAUAUUUUUAUACGUUGGAUGGUUUGCAUGUUGCUCACAUGUACUAUUUUGCUCAAUAAAGCUGCACAUAGAUCCUGUGGGAUGUCCCUAAUUAAUAUGGAUUGUGGUGUCUGUGAACUCUUGUAUAAGAAUAUCAGCAUGUUUUAAUAACAUUUGUAGAUAACAUACAAGAUCCAGCGCACUCACUCAUUCACUAAACAGAAACACCAAAGCUAACAGAUUUUAAGUGGUUUUUUUUGUUUUGUUUUUAAACAACUAAUUUAGGCAAACAAUCACAGGGUGUUAGUUACAGUAUGUGAUCAUACGUUUCAGAAGCCUGCCUCAAUGCCAAUGUAUCCCAUUUUUGGAAAGCCGUAUCCUUGCAACCUAAUGCCUGCUCUUAUGAGAUUAACCCACUUACUUGCACAAUCCUUCCACUUCUCUCUGCUCUGGUUAGGCAUUACAAGUCAAAGUACCAAAGUAUACAAGAUGGAAAAAUAGCUGAAAUACAGAAUUUUUCUAAAUUCUCUACCAUGCUAAAAACGUGCGUUUCUAGUUCUGUAACCAACUACCAAUACAUUGAAUAACCUUCGCUGUCUUAAAGAGUGCUCUUGCACCCAAAUUUACUAUGAUAAAGGAUGUGCCACUUGCCAACCUGUGAAAAGGGGUAUAAAAGCUUACAUGUGUAACAGCAAAAUGAAACCUAUGUAACUAAAGCCUAGAUAUAAGUGUCAACGUAGAGAAUAAAACGGAUAGGGGUAGUAGAGCGCAAAAGAACUCAGAUAGGAAUAGAAAGAAAGAAAAUAAUUAGACUUCCAAGUGAAAUGUGGGAAACAAACAAUAAAAAAAACAACAGGAAAACAAGGGAAAGAUUAUCCUUAUAACACAUAUAAAGAAAGUAUAGUUAACAUUGCUUCUAUAGUCAAUUGCAUAAUUCCCUUACACAGUUCUAGUUCUUUAUUAAAGAGAUGCUCCACUGCUGUCCCUUCCCUCCCCCCUCACCCCCCCAAUAAAUAAAAAUCAUUUUUUAGUAGAUAAAAACAUGUUUGCAUUUAAUUAUGCAUUUUUCAUUAGGGAUAUAUCUAAAAUAGCUUGCAAAAACUGCUGAACUCUUGUCUGCAGACUUUGCAAAUCCUCCCCUUCUAACCCUGCCCAGACUUUCUGUGGCUGUCCAAUCACAGGUUUCCUAAUGCAGCUCAAUAAGAUGUUUUUGCAAAUCAAGUCCUUUGAGCAAUUGCUGCCUCUUGAGUUUAGCUCCACUGAGCUAACUGUGACAAACUCCCCUCUCCAAGUAAGUUUGCCACAAGCUCCUGGAGGAGCCAGCUUGCCAGCCUCCUGCCCACAGACGAUGGGCCCUGCAGGGGAACCUGUAAAAGACUACCAAACUUUACCGACUGUUAGCACUUAUUUCCCUGGAACUGUUUUGGGCAUAGGACCAUGUGCACGGGCGGUCAAAACUAUGACUUCCAGGAAAUUCCUGAACCCCUGAACCGAUCUGGGUGAUUUUUGGAUAUGUUUUUUCACCCAGAUGGGGGCUAUCAGGGGAUGUGACUUAUGAAGAUAUGUUGUGUUUUGGGGUACUUUUGGGACUUUUUUAGAAAUGUGUGUUUUUCCUGCUUGGAGAAAAUUAAGUUGAUACAGUAAUUAACUUAAUUAUUUCCCAAGCAGAGGGGAGGGAUUGUUUGCCUUGUGUGGGAGUGCCUUAGAUUGUAAAUGUGUUGCCAUUGGUUUGGAACUUUGUUAUUUGAUAAAAGUGCCUAUUUGUACCGAAAUAGAAACACUCUUUAGGAGUCUGGAGUGUCUUUUUAAGAAUUUGCAUCUUUUUGGAGUUUGAUGCUCCACGUGCAGAGUACCAGCAUACCAAAAUAAUGUGUUUGUAGAUAAAUUCAAGCAAUCUAGCAGUUGUAUUUAUAAAUAACAGCAUUUAACUGGCAAAAAGAUUAUCAGGGCUGUUCAGUAAAAUGAGAAUUGUUGAGAAUUCUAAGGGAAUUUAAAAGUAUUGUCCACAAUGGCUAAAUGAGAACUUCUCUAAGUCAACAAUUUUUUUCAUAUUGUCUAAUUUGCUCUUAUAUUUGACAUUUAUUUAGAAAUCCCUACGAUACACUAUUUAGUAAUUAACUCUGUAUGUUGCUACAUUAAAUUAUAUGGAUAAAAUUAGGCAAUUUACAUAUUUCCAAAAAUUAGAGAUUAAAUAGAAAAAGCUCUGUUGAGUGUUGUAUGAAUGUCCACUGUGACUAGAAUCUAUUCUAUGGUGUGAGGUCAUAUUGCCUCAAAUAAGCUAAAAUUAGCUAUGACCAAUACAAGUUGCAUGAUGUGCUUUCUAAUAUGUUUGUGGAAGUCAUUGAUUUUUUUUGAAAAAUUAUCACUUUAAAAAUAACUACUGGCUCAGUGAAAGCAGGAUGAGUUAUUUUUAAAAUGGAGAAGCGCUGUAAAUUCCAUUCCUGGUUGUUUAGCUCAAUGGAGCUAAACUCAAGAGGCAGCAAGUGCCUAGAGCACCUGUCUUGCAAAGAGUUCUCAUUGAGCUGCAUUGGGAAGUCUGUGAUUGGACAACCAGAAUAAGUCUGGGCGGGUUAGAAGGGGAUGGUUUGCAAAGGCUUCAGGCAAGAGAUCUGUAACUUUUGCAAGCUGUUUUUUGAUAUAUCUCUAUAAAUAAAUGCAUAUUUUAAAUUUUUUUUUAUUUGGCCAAUGGAGUGUCCAUUUAACUCUAAGGGGGAAGAUGUUUUAGAGGGAAAGUGAGGACAAUACAAAUGGUAAUUAAUUUAAUGUUAUCUGAGCUUUUCCAAUGCAAGUCCAAUCAUUUUUUACACAAAUAGUUACAUAUGUCACUUAUUUUUUUUUUUCUAAAGACUACUUGUGAGCCUCUUCUGUAUAUGCACUGUUUUAAAUCAAUAUUUUUUAAACUUUUUGCUGCAUUAUAUCUUUAAUGCAUUAAAUAAAUAAUGCAUUAAAAACAAGGGCUCAUUUAACCUUAUUGUUUCCCUUUAAACUAGUUAAAAAAACAAAACAAUCAAACGUAAUUUGCCAGUCUUUACAUCAUUACCACCAGUGGUAAUUGAGAUCAAUUGUUUACAGUAAGUACUGAGUGAACUGUUUAUCUCAUAUGCUACUGUGUUAUAAGAUCCAAGGGUUCACUUGAUAUAACUGGCUACUGUUUAUGGGCUUGUGUUGUUUAAAUCUGUUCCCAUGGCCAUUUAAUAUACAAACAGCUAAGCAGAACAUACUUUAGAGAUAUAUUUUGAUCUGCCCAUUGGCAAGCGGGAAGUAUGCAACAGGAUAGAAAGGGCAAGACUGAAAGUUGAAAAUAUAAUACAGUAACUGAAACAUAAUGAGAACACAAUCUGCUUAGUACAUUUUUUCUUAUCCACGCAAACUCAACUUUUAGAACUCAUAGACCAUUUAGUAAGCAAAUAUUAAACAUCUAAAGCAAAACAGAAUUAAGAAAACAAAACAAGAAUAUCUAUGAGAGAGGAAGAAAUAAUUAGUGGAAGAAUACAAAAGUGUAAAGGUUGAUUUAUGACACAAGGGACACGCUAGGUACCAACCUAAAUGUUAUGUAUUUUUUAGUUUUUGGCCUAAAUGGCCAUGCUCAGUUUUGUAUAGUUUGUAACAUUCUACAUCUUAACCCUGAUUCCUCUGUCUUAUCUCCCCCAUUCUAAAACAUUCCCUUCUUUGCGGAUCUUCCGUGUCCAACAAUACAGUUGUACGCGUCAUCAGAAAGCACAGCAAAGGUUUCUGGAAGUGGUAGUUCAGCCACCAGUGUAGAAAGCUGAUAAGUGAACUACAUGCUUCAGAAACCCCUGCUGACCAAAAGUGAGGCUGUGCACAGAAAGCACAAGUGUCAGCGACUCACGCCUUUUACUUAAAGAAAGAAUAUAGGAAUGGCCAGGGACGGUGCUAGACUAUUUUGCUCUCUAGGCAAGACCAGCUACUCGCAUCCCCCAAAACAAGAAUUACCUACAUUGUGUCUCUUUCUCCCUCCAGUUCAUUUGUGUGUCUCUUUUUCCCAGCCCCCCAGCUCCUCAGUGUGUCUCUUCCCUUGGCCCGUCUGUGUGCCUCUUUCUCCCACAGCUAAAUUGAGUGUCUUUAUCUCCAGCCCCCAUUUAUGUCUCUUUUUCCCCAGCCACAUUUUGUGUAUCUUUUUCCCCAGCCACAUUUUGUGUCUCUCCCACCAAGCCCCUUUGUGUGUCUCUUUCCCCCAGCUCCUUUGUGUAUCUCUCCCACCUAGCCCCUUUGUGUGUCUCUCCCCCAGCCCCUUUGCAUGUCUCUUUUUCCCUUUCCCCAGCUCCUCUGUGUGUGUCAUUGUCCCCUUCCCAAGCCCCUCUGUGAAUGUCAUUGUCCCCUUCCUGUAUGGUAAUUCUUGUUGUAUGGAUAUAUAUAUAUUUAGUUAAAAAAUAUAUAUUUAGUUAAAAAAAAAAAAAACAGAGUAUACUAUGAUUUUGCACUAUUCUGUGCACGCUGCCCAGAUGCCCAGAGUUCCAGAAUUUUCUUGAAGUGCAGUUGUCUUAUCACAUGACUCGGACUCUCUCUGGGCAUCUGGCCAGUUCUGCGGGGUGGGCUGAUGUCUUAUAUGUUUUGCGUAGUUGCACUCUUGCAUGUCACUUGGAUGAGUUAGGUAGUUGAUAAUAACAGCUCCCCCGGCCCCGUCCCCUUCCCUCUAAGCUGCUGUGAUUAAAAAUGUCUGGGCCAAAUUUUUUUCACAGUCUGGCCUCUGCUAGUGGUUGUCAUACUGACAGCAACUAGAGGCACUAAACAUGAAAUACUGGAUUAAACACAGUAAACUAUCUGAAUGGCACAGUGUGGCAUUUUGCCACACAUGCACACUAGCCUCCCAAUGCUUUCCUAUUGGCGGAGUUUCACUGACAAGACUGGCUCUGCGACAGGGAAAAGGUAAGUAAAUCUAAAAAGUGACUAUGGUACUUUGCGUUAGGAAUAUAUAUUUGCAUUCCUAACGCUAUAGUGUUCCUUUAAGCCCUUGCAGCUAAGCAUGUACAACAGUACAUAUUUCAUAGGCCUCAAUGAAAGGCUCUUAAAUGUCAAGGCUGCAUACUAGAGCUCGCAAAGCUCAAGGCUUAUGAUGCAAUGUGUGAGGUUUUGCAUUUUAUCAGGGAUUUGAGUAUAUCUUUUAAUUUAAACGUUAUCUGUGUGCUCUAUUACAAAUGGGCCAAAUCCAGCGUAGGGAAACUCUUUAAAGGAAUAUAAAUUAAAAUGCACUCCACAGGCUUCAGGUAGGAUGAUAAGAAUACUUCAGUUUAUUUAAAUGGGAGAGUAUCAAACAAUGUCAGGGCCCCCGGCUCACGGCUGCACGUUUUCGCACCCGAUCGGUGCGACCACACAAACAGGUUCAAGAACUUACCUGUGCAGCAGCGAGUCGGGAGCCGACCCGCUGGGACAUCCAUACCCUCCACACGCGGGAUCCAAGAUGGCGCCGUCGAGGUUGCAGCCAUUUGUAGCCCCGUCUCCAAAAAUCACGCGAGCUUGCGUGUGAUGUCACAACAUCAACGCACAUGCACGUUCUGGGGUCAGAGGCCAAACUCUGACCAAUCACAGCCCAGGGAGGGGUAUCUAAACCCCAGAAUACCUUAGUUCAUUUCCCCGUCGUGGUUUCCGUUCCUAGUAUCCGAGAGUGCGUUCUUGUAUUUGAGAUUCCUGGUAUUUGACUUUGGCUAUUCCUGACUAUUCUAAUUUCUGGUUUCCCUGACUUGGCUUUCUAAUUGACCUUGUGUAUUUCUGGCUCCCUUGACCUCGGCUUUCCCUUGACUAUUCUCUAUCUUUCAUCGUAUUAAUCUGGCUGUUCUAAGGACAGGUUUAAGUUCUGUCUCUUUUUCUGUUAUAUGUAGUUGUUACAUAGUUUUGCAUGUUGGAUCUUAUAGUAGUCGUGACAAACAGCCUCUAAAAAUGAAUAAAGGGCGCUACCCUAAAGAGACACUACUCCAAGCGUCAAAACUCUGCCAUAAUACAUAAAAAUACACAAGGAUUCACACCAAAGGCUUACUCAAUUACCAAAACAGUCUUUAUUACUUACAGAGUAAAACUAUAUAAUAAAACGUGAAUAGGCUAAACAUGGAAACACCAAAGUAACAUUGCAUACACAGACCCUACCUCAAUGUUUCAGCACCACAGUGCCUUUCUCAAGGGACAGCAGUCCCUGACUGUUUAGACUUCGUUUAAUACUUAAUCUAAAACCAGAACUGGUUAAUGGUGCAAAUGAGCACAAAGGAAUUAUUUAUCCAUGUAGAAAAGGGUAAACAAAUCUAUUUAAAGAUAUUCUGAUAUUCUGAUUGCAAAUCUUUGGUUGGGUUUCCAGAUAUAUCAUGUUUCUUUUGGACAGCAUAUCACUUCUUCAUGCUGAUGGGUUGGACAUGAAACAUGGUUUCAUGCAGCAAGCAAUUUCGUCAAAUUGAGGAGAGAAAUAAAUAUAGGCUGUUGCUUAAGACUUCGUUCUGUAACAUGUGAAUGCUACAUACCACUGGGCAGCCAAUCAGUAGGAACAAGGCAUAAACAAAAUAAUAUGAUUCAUUUGGCAUGCCUAAUCAAAGGUUGAAUAGACCAAUAUUUACGCAGCAUGCUAACAUGAAGUUCUGUCCCACUUGUUGAGCAAUUACAUGCAUUAAGUGGUAAAUAAUUGUGUUCUAUGUGUAACCCUUUCAGGUACGUAAGCGGAGCAAAGCUUGCCGAGGAGGACUACGGGAAAAUGAUGAGCUGGUCUCCAUCAAUGGGAAGGCCUGUGCUGGUUUAUCACACGCCGAAGCAAUGCUUAUGAUAGACUCGUCAUCAGGAAGCAGUCUUCAUAUCCGUGUAAAACGGUAAGAAGCUUCCCAUUUUAAUCCUUUUUUACAUAUACACUUGUGGUGAGCUACAGGAGUUUCUUGUCACUAGACCAUGUACCUCACCCAAUACACUUUCAUCUCUAGUGUCUCUAUUUAGACAAGUAUACUGUAUUCUGGAGAAUAAGGAUUGUUCGCAAACAGUACAGUCAGUAGCAAGAGCUAAUGCAUUUUUCAUGCAUUAUACAGAGUGCAUUUAAAUAUACAAGUAAAUAAUGAGUUAAAAACAGCAACUAAAUAAAAAAUAUACUCACUAUUGCAAAACCCCACCGCUGGACAGGGUUCUAUGGGAUAAGAACGUACCCCAAAAAGCAGAUUUAAAUGCUGCUGAAACUUCUUCUGGUUGAGGUAGAAACAUAGAAUGAGACGGCAGAUAAGAACCAUUUGUCCCAUAUAGUCUGUCCAAUUUUCUAAAUACUUUCAUUAGUCCCUGGCCUUAUUUUAUAGCUAGGGUAGCCUUAUAUCUUGCCCAUGCAUUAGGAAUACAGGUUCGUAUUCCUAACGCUAUCGAAUUCCUUUAAGUCAUACUUUUUUCUUUUUAAGAACAGAGCUGAUCGCAGUGCAAGUUGUCAUAUGCAAAGCUAUGAGAGAGCUCACCAGAAGAGAUGCAGACUGUAUGGCAAGUGUCAGCCUUGCAGGCAAACACAUGUACUUAAAUUGCCCAAAAGAAGCAUAGUCCCCUUCUAUCCCCUAUGAAAUAUUUUGCAAAGGCGGCAGAUGACUGCAAAAGUUCUAAACAAUAAGAAUAAAACAUCCAGGGACAGUGGAAUUCCUUGCUUAAUUUAACACUUUUCUCCCAAAGUCUUCUAUUAAUAGCAAACUAGAAAAUCAUGAAUAAAAGACAAGAAAAAAAACCAUUAAAUCGGUGAAUGGUUAAAAUGCAACCCUUGGUUGUUUUCUGUAGUAUACAACUGGUUAGUGAACAGGCAAAAUAUAUAACUGUUUAUUACUGCUGCAAAGUCAACAGCUCUAUGUGUCUCAAAAUAGUGCGACCUCCUCCUUCCUAGUUAAUCUCAGCAUGAAGGAUUCUCUCCCCACCUGUUGGAGAUAAAUAACAUCACUCACAGCAGCACACUAUUGCCUUUCACAUGGCAUUAGCUGCCUCUUUUGACAGCACACAUGAGCACAUUGUCCUCUGGCUGGAAGUUAGUCUUUUUGAACAGCUGAUAGGAAGCUUUGCUUGGAAAAUACCUUUGCAAUUGUAUCUAGAGCAGAGCAUGUUACAUCUUAACUUUUAUUCUACGGGUAGGAGAAAAUCUCUGAUGGGUUGUUAAUCUGAGAUGCACGUACAUGUAAUUAAAUACUUUGCUGAAUAAUCUUGCUGCCUCACCUCUAUUUCUUUUUACAAGUCAAAAUACCAUCAGCAAAAUAUGUCAUCAGCCAGGUGUAUACCUGGCCUUUUCCUAACCUCUUUGCCAUAUCCCAUCACAGGUUUCUUAGUUGUAGCUUGAUCGGUUUAUAUUGUGCAACCAUCCACUUGUCUGCAUAGACAUAAAAAUUUAUGGAAAACAGCUGAUUAUUUUAAGAUGUUGAUGACAUAUGUUGCGAUUAGGUUUGCGCUUUUCAUUUAUAUUUUUGAGCCUAAAUGACAUAUUUGUGCUGCGUUUGCUGGUGAUUUGCCUCUAGUGUCCCCGUAAGUUUAAUAUCAUCAGGAUAAAAAAGGGACAGGGCUGGGAGAGAGUGUUGUGUGUUCAUAUGGAGGCUGCCUGUGGUUUUAUAUGCUUUGAGGCUGCUUGUGAGGGUGUGUGUUUGGGUGCAGGCUGCUUGUAGUGUUGGAUGUAGAGAGACUACCUUUGCUGUUGUAUAUGCCUGUGUGUGCAGUGGCUGUGAGAUUUUUUUUUUUGUGUGUGUAUGCGUGUGUGUGAGAGUUGUGGGGGAGGGAGAGGGCAGGAGGGAGUAGCUGCAUGUUUGUGUUUUGCUUGCCGGGUUGUGCGUAUGCAUUUGCGCUUGAGAAUUUGUGUGGAUUUGUAGUGUAGUAUGUGUGGAGAGGCCUUUUAGUGGUGUAGUGUGGAGAUGGGUUGUUGUGGAGGAGAUACAGGUUGCGGUAUAUGGAGGAUUUAAUUUAUUUCCCCUUCCUCAGGCCUACCUUGGCCACGGAGUGGGAAAUCCUUAUGGUUCAGUCAGAUUUGCUAUUUGUCUGCACCUCCAGUUGUGCCACAUGGCUAAAGAUGGGAGCUCUAAAUGCAGGAAACUGGGAAUAAGGGUCAGACCUGUAGGCAAAACCAAAGUCUGCUCAAAGGUCAAAAGUACAAGCAGCAAUGCUCAAAUACAUAUAAACAGGCAAGUGGUCAAAGAUCCAAAGGGGCAGUAGGUCUGAAGCAGGGGCAAAUCUAAAAGACAGUCAGGGGACAACAGUCAAAGAUCAUAACAGGAAUACAGGCCAUAAUGAAAUUAGAUUCACACUAAAUGAGAGAACAGGAUGACUGGGCAACUUGCUCAGGUUGUUCUGUACUAUGGAAGUGAGCGCCAGUUUAGGCCACACCUCCUCAUGGCCUUCCUAUACAGCCCCCUACUAACAGCAUGAGCAGGGAUUGGGACAUUACCCAGGUUGGCUGAGAAUGCAUCAGUCUGGGAGCAGGUUUGAGCCCGCCCCUUUGUAGUGACAAAGACCCAGUCAGAUGCCCAGCUCCUCCAAGGGAAGUAUGUUGCCCCAGAAGGAGGGAGGGGUCAACACAAUGAGUCUCUGGCUACCUUGUGAGGCAUCUGAUUUCACCUACUCAAAUGGGCACUGUGAUCCCACUGGUGCCCUGCCUCCUCUGUAAGCAUCAGCACAUGAGCAGUUAAAUGUCAGCCUGAUAGAUUUGUUUUUCUCAACUGGCACUGGGGAAAGUAUCAAAGUGUUGCCAUGGUAACCUAUGGCAACACUCUCAUACAGUUGAAAGAGCAGAGAACAUGGUCUGUACCCGCAGCAGAUGCAUAUUAAAGGGACACUAUAGUCACCAAAACAACUUUAGUUUAAAGAAGCAGUUUUGGCAUUUAGAUCAUGCCCCUGCAGACUCACUGCUCAAAUCUCUGCCUUUUAGGAGUUAAAUAACUUUGUUUAUACAGCCCUGGCACACAUCCCUGCAUGUGACUUACACAGCCUUCCAAACACUUCCUGUAAAGAGUCAUCUAAUGUUUACACUUCCUGUAUUGGAAUUACUGUUUAAUUUAGAAUUUCCUAUCUCCUGCUCUUUUAAUAGCUUAUUAGACCCUGCAGGAGUCUCCUGUAUAUAGUUGAAGUACAACCACUUACACAUCUGUAGGGCUCCCAGUGCCCGGACUGCCAUCACAGUCAUUUACACAUCUGUAGGGCUCCCAGUGCCAGGAUUGCCACCACAACCACUUACACAUCUAUAGGGCUCCCAGUGCCAUAACUUUCCCUCCCUCAGAAAUUCAAAGCACUUCGGCACUUCAGAAAUUCAGACCAAUGUCAUUUGAUUCGGCACUAUCGAACUUCAAAACUUCUGCACUACGGACAUUCGUAAGCAUACGAAUUUCACGAAAUACAUCCGAAUGUACAGUCAGAAUGAAACAAAUUGCACAUGUCUAAUCAACAUAGAUCAGAAAAAUAUCACACCGAACCAGAGUAAAACCAUUAACUAAUGCUGGCAGUUAAUUAGAUAAGAUCAACACAGUUGCGUUCACUGCUGCCUAAAAUACGUUUCAUCUCAUGCAAAUAGUUAAAUAAACUAUUCUUUACCAUCCAAUAACCAUAAGAAGAUCCUAAGCCUUAAAGCUUUACUGCAGUUAUUUAACAACUAAUUACCACUCAUUCCAAUCUCUUAUUCCUGAAUUACUAAAGAUGUGUCUAAUAUCUCUGGAUAAUUGCUUGAUAUGCUAAAUUUGGCAAAUUACCAGUGAACCAAUAUAAUACUUUAAUUUCAGUCUGAAAUCCUGAAUUAUAUUAUUUGUUUAAGCUAAUUAUGAUUCCAAAUUUUGAACUCUGAUCAGCAUUAUCCAAGUAUAUUUCUGUUUUUUUUUUUUUAUAGAUAUAAUUAAAUUAAACCAUCAUAUUUACUCAUCUGGUAGAGAUAUUCUUUGUAGACAUUCUGUGGCUGGAGAUAAUCCAAUGGAUGUAUGAGUAAAGUAAGAGUGUUCAAAGAUGGAGUAUUUGGAAUAACAAAGUUAAAGAAUUCCAGAAGUGCUCUGGCUAUCAAAGAAUUCUUAGAGUCCACAGAAUUCCAGAGGGAAAAGGUGUGUCUUCAAAAGUGUUGAGCAUCUAUUCCCGAGUGUAUGUCUGUUUCUCAUUUUCUUUUUCUUCUACCAAGUGUGUGUUCUUACUUUUAAGAAAUUCUCUUAUCUCUAUUUUUCACGUCAACUUUUUAAAGUGACCAAUGGAAUCAGAUGGGAGUACACCAUUAUAAUGAGUGCUAACCUAAUCCUAGUGUUCAAUUUCAUGGAUAAUAACCAAGAGAUGUUGCAAUUGUUUCAUGAUUAUUUUCAUCACUAUUUCCAAGGGAUUAACUACUUUCAAUGAUGAAAUUUACAUGAAAAACUUUACAGCCAAUCAGUCACAGGCGGCUGUCAAUUUUCAAAGACUUUGGCUUAGUUUUUAACAGACAUAGAAGCAUGAAGUCUCAUUGUAAUUUAAGUAGUUGGCAAGUUUCAACUUCGUCUUACAAUGGGACCUUAUAGAAACCUUCAUUAAACAUAGACUCCCUUGUGAUUUAAUUAAUUGCUGGUAAGCAGUAUGUCUUAUGAGCAAUUUUCCACUAUUUAUCUGAUACUGAAUUUCAGUCACACUGACCAUCCAUUUUGUUAGACUAAGCGUGUUACUGAUAAUUUGUUUAACAUAUGAUGUAUAUAUCUUUAAUACACAUAUAGCUAAUAUAAUAUAAAAAAAUCUAUUCAAAUUACUAUUUUCAAUACAUAAAAAAAUAUUUAAAGAGGAAUAUUAUUAUAAUAUAUAAUUAAAAAAAAAAGCUUUGGCUUUUUUUUUUCUUUUAUCAAACUCUCCUCCUUUUCUUCCUAACACUUUGGUUUCUGUCCAUGCAGUAUUCAGCUGCAAUAAAUGUAGAAUGUUAUCUUAGCCACAUUCCAAGGUUUUAAUGACCUGGACUGUGAAUAAGAGACACAAGCCUCAUCUCUUUUCACCAAAUUAAUAGAGUUUAAGAGAAGGAAAAAAACGUCUCUGUGUCUUUUACUUUCUGCUAUUUGUAGGCAAAAUAGAGUCACAUUUGCUAAACAGUGAUUACAGUACUACAAUUUGAUUUUAUAUCCACAAGAUGUCUAACAAUAUAUGAACAGGUAGUUAAGCCAAAGUUCAAGGAUAAUAGAACGGAGAAUGGUCAAGAUACAACCCAGGGUCAGAUAAAAAAGAUACAACUAGCGCUACGGAAUUUGUUGGCACUAUAUAAAUAUAAUAAUAUUAAUAAUAAUAACUAUAGGAAACACACUCUGGGAUAACCACUGAGGGAAACCAUGAUAGGGCACAGCAUAAUUGCCAAAAUUAUUUCAUAUAGCCCUAGGAGGGUAGUAAUUGGUUAUUAGUGGUCAUGCAAUGCCAGAAGGUGCGUCUGGUCAGGAAAGUAGGAGCCAAAUAAAAGCUUUGAUUUGCAGCGAAGGAACUCAGGAGGAGAGUGCUGUCACAGUGGGUGGAGAUGGAAGUGACACUACAGGCAAGAAAACGCUGUUCAUGGGAGCAUGCCGUAAAGUGCCAAAAAAAAAGUCCUGAUCCGGAGUCGAUUAUGUUUUGUUGACAAAAUAAUCUUUGAAAGCUCCUGUAAAGCCCCCUAAGUUAUAGAGUGGUAGACUUGGGGUAUGUGAGCAACUAACUUACUUGAAGUUUAGUCUUGGGAUGGGUACUGUGCCUGAUUCAUUUUCAUUGGCAGAUAAAAAAUUUUUAUAGCACUAACGAUAUUUAUCUUAUGCUACAGUAUGACAUUACAGUUGUCAUACCAGGAAUGCUGUGAUAUAAGAUGACUAGUGAUGUCCCGAACUGUUCGCUGAACUGUUCGCGAACGGUUCGCCACGGUUCGCCAAGAACUCCGGUCAGCAGACACAUUCCAGCUCAUCAGCAGCAGACCCUCCCUCCCAGACCCUCCCAGCUCCUGGACAGCAUCCAUUUUGAAGCUGCAUUCUUAGUGAGCUGUCCAGGAGGUGGGAGGGUCUGGGAGGGAGGGUCUGCUGCUGAUUGGCUGGAAUGUGUCUGCUGACUGGAGUCUGCGGCGAACCGCGGCGAACCAUUCGGCGAACAGUUCGGGACAUCACUAAAGAUGACAUAUCACGAUUUGCCUAGCUCAAUGCCUGAAGUGGUUACAUUUGUUAGUAUUGUGCGUUAUAGAUGCAUUUAUUAUCUACAGACAGGCUAAAGGGACAAUAUAGUCACCCAGACCAUUUAAUCUCAACGCUUUCAACGCUUUCCUAUAGGGCAGCUUGAUUGUGCGUAUGGCACUCGCCACGCACAUGCAUCAAGUCCCUAAUGUACAUCUAUGAGGAGCAAUGCACUGGACCAUGCCGCAGGAGUCCAAUAGGGAUAGGGUUUGUAUUCCUAAAACACUAUAGUGUUGCUUUUCACAAUACACCUCUGUAUUAAAACUUUUACACUCCAAACAAAUACACACCUGACAUUGUAUACUAAUUAAAGCAAAAUAUAUGUGUGAUGAGUAAUUUUUUGGGUCUGAUCAGCAGCAGAGAACUUUCCAUUUUGAGCUGUGUUCAUUUGAAUUGUAACUGAGCACCACAUUCUCACACAAUCUGGAAUUUAUUUAAAGGAACACUAUAGGGUCAGGAACACAAACAUGUAUUCCUGACCCUAUAGUGUUAAACCCACCAUUUAAGUGGCUUGUCCCCCUUCAGUCCCCUUAAAAGGAUUUAAAACUCAACUUAAAGCUCGCCCCCGAUCCUGAAAAUGCCUCAAGGCAAUGAUUAUACUCACCAGAACAACUACGUUAACCCCUUAAGACUGGAGGGCGUACAAUUACGCCCUAUUUUAGGCGGCUCUAAACGCCGCCGGGUGUAAUUGUACGCGUAAUUCUUUACUUACCGCGGCACGUCCGACCCCCUGGAAGCCCCCCGGCCAUGUGAGAGUGGGGUCCUUGUGAGGACCCCACAAUCACAUGGCCGGGGGUAGCUGCCUCCUGCAUUGCCAGCAGAGGGGCUGCCUGUAAUGACAGGUGGUCCCCCUGCUGGAUAAAAAUAAAAUUAAAAUAAAUUAAUAAAAAAGUAAAGUGUAAAAAAAAAUACAAAUAUAUACUUAGAUCAUAUAUAUAUAUAUACUUUAUAUAUAUGAUCUAAGUAUAUAUAUACACAUAUACAUACACACACAUACACUGUCUAGGUGUAUUUUACUAUUUAGAUAUAUAAUUAUAUAUAUAUAUUAAUAUCAAAUUACACGUAGACUGAUACUGAUUAAAUAUAUAUAUAUAUAGAAUUAUUGUUAUAUAUAUAUUUAUAUAUAAUAUAAAAAAAUGAAAUAUGUAAAUACGUUAAAAAAUAAAAUUAAAAAAAUAAUUUAGAAAAAUAAUUAAAAAAUAUAUAGAUGUGUGUUAUUUCGUGGUAACUGUAUUGUGAUAUUAAUAUAUAUAUUUAUAUCAAAAUACACGUAGAAUGAAAUAAUAUAUAUAUCUACAUACCUAUAUAUAAAUAAAAAUAUUUUAAAAAAAUUAUAUAUAUAUACACAUAGAUUCACAUACGUGUAUAUAUAUAUAUAUAUAUACAUAUAUUAAUUCUACAUAUAUAUUUAUGUAAUAUUUUUACAUAAUUAGGUAUCUUAAUAAAUUACAAUUAGCGGGACCUGCCUGACAACCCAUGCCGAAAGUAAAGGGAAUUUAAUUUGCUAGCACUAUAUUUAACCCUAUAACUUUCCAAGAUACCAUAAAACCUGUACAUACUGUUCUACUCAGGAGACUUCGCUGAAUACAAAUAUUAGUGUUUCAAAACAGUAAAAUGUAUUACAACGAUGAUAUCACCAGUAAAAGUGACGUUUUUUGCAUUUUUUAUGAACAAACAGCAGUUACACGGACGAUAUUAUUGCUGUAAAACUUUUUACUGUUUUGAAACACAAAUAUUUGUGUUCAGCUAAGUCUCCCGAGUACAACAGUACCCCUCAUGUACAGGUUUUAUGGUGUUUUCAAAAGUUACAGCGUCAAAUACACGGCUUGCGUUUCAUUUUUUUCACAUUAAAAUUCGCCAGAUUGGUUACGGUGCCUUUGAGACCCUAUGUAGCCCAAGAAUGAAAAGUACCCCUAUGAUGGCAUACCAUUUGCAAUAGUAAACAACCCAAGGUAUUGCAAACGGGGUAUGUCCAGUCUUUUUUAGUAGCCACAAACACUGGCCAAAAUUUCACACAAACAAAUACUAACGCUAACUUUGGCCAGUGUUUGUGACCAAAUGGCUACUAAAAAAGACUGGACAUACCCCAUUUGCAAUACCUUGGGUUGUCUACUAUUGCAAAUGGAAUGCCAUUAUGGGUGUAAAUUUAAUUCCUGGGCUACUAUAAAGUCCCAAAGGCAACGUAACCAAUCUGGCGAAUUUCAAUUUGAAAUGUAACGUGCUAUAUUUGACCCUGUAACUUCCCAAAACGCCAUAAAACCUGUACAUAGGGGGUACUGUUUUACACGUGAGACUUUGCUGAAUACAAAUAUGUGUAUUUUAUUGCAGUAAAAGCAAACAGUAUUAUGACAUUGACAGUUAAAAUGUCAUGUAGAACUAAAAAAAUUUAAAAAAAUCUUACUUUCUCCCAUUUUUUUCAUAUUAAAUUAUGUUUCAUAGCUAAAUAUUUGAUAUUAAAUGAAAGCCCUGUUUCUUCUGAAUAAAAUGAUAUAUAAUAAGGGUGGGUGCAUUUACUAUGAAAGAGUUGAAUUACGGUUGGACAGACAUGUAGUGCAAAUGCCAGGUUUUGUUUACAUUUUGUUUCGUUCACAACGUGUACAUUUGGCUCCGUCCUUAGGGGGUUAAGCUGUAGUUUUGGUGACUAUAGUGUCCCUUUAAAGUAAAUAAAUAAAUAAUAGGAUUCAAUCACAGUAACACUACACUAGGCACACUAGGCACUAGGGAUGGCCACCAGGACCUUGGACCCGAGACCUUAAUGGAUACACUACACACUGUAAGUUGAUGUCAAAUAGCCCCACCCUCUCUCUUCCGAUUGGCCCAGGGGAUCUGGCCUCCUUAACAGCAUUAUAGGUCACCUAUCUAACGACUUGAAAAUGGAAAUAAUUGAUAAAAUUAAGCUUAUAUUUAUUGGUAUCUCCAACAAAACCAGUGUUUAAACAUUAAAAAGCAUUAUAUACAGCAGAGGUUAAUCCACUGAUAUGUUUAGUAGGUAGGAGAGGGGGCAGCUUUCAUGGACUGUUAAAAAUAUUAGAAUAAUUGUAUUAUAGCUUUACAGCUUCAAAAGAUGAUGUGUGUUGAUUUUGUCUUGCUUGUGUACAAUUAGUACGUAUAUAUUGUUUUCAUUAGAGUCAAGAUAUGUAUCCUGAACAUCAGGAUUGCAUGUAUAGAUAGCUGAUUCUAAGCUGAUCAGUCCACCGAAAUGGUUUAAUAAAGAGGGUCUGAAGGUUUUGAAUAAUCCUGUUUCAUAUCACGUAGAGGAGCUCCAUACCAUAAGACACUUACCUGAAGAUACUUUAUUCUGAAACGGUCCCUUGAAAAACAAUAUUUGUGUGUUGUAUUUCCUGUUUUUGGGACAUCAUUAAAUUGUUUUCUUUUUAUGCAUAUAUAAAUACCACUUAUUAACUGAACGAUGUCACUUUAAAGGAACACUUUAGCCAUAAGGCUAUUGUCUUCCCCAACCCCUCUCCCGGUGUGGAAAGGGGUAAAAAAAAAUUAUAAUUACCAGGGCCGUCAUUAAUGCAGGGCAAACAGGGCAGCUGCCCCGGGCCCUGUCCCAGCUGGGGGGCCCGAGGUAACUGCCCUGUUUGCCCUCUGCCUGCAAACUAUGGGGGCCCAUUGGGUGGCCCAUGCACUUAGGGCCACCCAGUGGGCCUGUGUCAGCAGGGGCCCGGUCGGGCGCUGUGGUGCUUUAACAACGCGACCGGACCCUUGCUUUUUCGGCAGCACUGGGAGGAAGUGACAGCCGCACGUCACUUCCUCCCACAGAAACAAGAGCCGCGCGGGAGGAAGGAGGACCAGCUGUUCCGGAGGUGGCCAGGCCGGGAGAGCUUAACUCCCAGUCACCCCAGCCAGCCCACUGGACCCCAGGGAAGCCACCCUCCAGGAAAAGGUAAGAAACUGGAGGGUGGUUAUCAAAUUUUGCAUGAGUGUCUGUGUGUGUAUGUGUGUGUGAGUAUGUAUGUAUGUCUGUCUGCCAGUGUGUCAGUAUGUCUGUCAGUGUGUCAGUAUGUGUGUAUGUCUGUCAGUGUGUCAGUAUGUCUGUGUGUGUGAGUCUGUCAGUGUAUGUGUGGUUCUGUAUGUCUGUGUUUGUCAAUAUGUCUGUCAGUGUCUGUGUGUAUGUGUGUUUCAGUAUGUCCGUCUGUGUGUAUAUGUGCCAGUAUGUCUGUCAGUGUGUCAGUAUGUCUGUGUGUGUGUGAGUCGGUCAGUGUCUGUGUGGUUCAGUAUGUAUGUGUGUAUGUGUAUUUCAGUAUGGCUGUCUGUGAGUGUCAAAAUGUCUGUAUGUAUGUGUACGUCUGUCAGUGUCUGUGUGUAUGUGUGUUUCAGUAUGUCUGUCUGUGUGUAUGUGUGCCAUAAUGUCUGUAUGUCUGUCAGUGUGUCAGUAUGUCUAUGUAUGAGUCUGUCAGUGUCAAUGUGGUUCUGUAUGUCUGUGUGUAUGUGUGUUUCAGUAUGGCUGUCUGUGUGUGUCUCUGUGUCAGUACGUCUGUCAGAAUGUGCCUUUGUAUCUGUAUGUUGUCCGUUUGUGUUUGUGUGUGUAUCUAUAUAUAGUCAGUGUGUAUCUGUAUGUGUCCGUGUUUGUAUAUGUAUAUCUCCAUGUGUGUCAGGUUGUGUAUCUGUGUAUCUGUGUGUUUGUAUGUGUGUCAGUGUGUGUGUCGGUGUAUCUAUAUGUAGUCAGUGUGUGUACCUUUGUAUCUGCAUGUAUCAGUGUUUGUAUCUGUGUAUCUGCAUGUUUGUCAGGUUGUGUAUCUGUGUUUGUGUCUGUGUCAGGGGCGGACUGACACCUCACAUGGCCCUCGGGCAGUGGGUGAUCAAGGGCCUACCCUCCUGGUCCUUGUACAAGGUACAAGGUUUUCUGGUCCCCUGCUAUUCUUCUCCCCCUUCUUUCUGCUGCUUUUACACAUAUAUUAUGUGUAGGCUGCCCAGCACACAGAAUGGCUGUGUGAGAGCCACACAUCCCUGACUCCCACAUCACUGAGUGCCCCCCAAAAUGGCCAGAUUUACUUUUAAGGGGUUAAUCCAACCAAAACCUGUGUUUUAAUAAACACUGUUUUUAGAUGGAGUAACCCUUGCUGGCGUGCCUCCCCAGCAAUUAAAAUAAAGAAAUAAAAAGCAAAUUUAAUUACACACUUCCACUGAUUUUUCUUAGGACAUCACAAGCAGCAUCCCCCACAUGUACAACCUUACUUUGGAGUCUACUUGUGGGGUUGCGUGUGUGGGGAUGUUGCUAGUGAUGUUGUGUUCCUGUAUGUCAAAGUGUUGUUAGGAUUAAUCCUUUCUCUUGUUUUACCUAUUGUACAGCGCUGCAGAAUAUGUUGGCGCUAUAUAAGUGAUUGUAAAAGUUGUGUGUGAAGGCUGUGUGCAGUAUUGCAAUGGUGGGUAUGCUGUUUGUGAUGUGUAUGUGAAGGGAGGCUGCAUGUAAUUUUGUAUGUGUGGGGAUGCUGCUUGUGGUGUGUCAAUACAGUGAGGCUCCUUGUGGGUUUUUGCGUGUGUGAAUGGGGCUAUUUGCAGUGCAUUAUGUGAGUGGAGAGGGCUGGCUGUGUUGCAGUGUCUGUGGAAUAGAAUCUGUAGUAGGCAUCUGGUGGUUACUGCGGCUAUAGUGUGUGCGUGUUUGGGUAAUAGAGGCUCUACUGUGUAUAAGUUGGAUAGUGGCUGUAGUGUGUGUAGGGGGAUAAAUGCUGAAAUAGGUGAAGGGAGGCACAGGGGCUGUGGUGGGUGCGGGGAGGCACGGGGACUGAAGUGGGGGUGGGGCUGGACAGAUUAUGAGGUGGGACAUAGAGGUUGUGGUGGGCGCAGGAGGGGACAUAGGGGCUGUGAUGGGUACUGAAAGAGAUAGGGGCUAUGGUAGUUGGAGGUGGCAUAAGGGAUGUGGUGGGAGCAUAGGGGCUUGGGUGGAAACAUGGAUAGGUAGGUCCUGGGGUGAGUGUUGGGAGGAAUGGUGGCUGAGGUGAGUGCAGAGGGGCUGAGGUGGGUGCAGGAGCAGCUGUGGUGGAUGCAGACAGGGCUGAGGUGGGUGCAGGGGGAGCUGUGGUGGGUGGAGGGGGGCUGAGGUUAGUGCAGGGAGACAGGCAGCUAAGGUGGGUAAAGGGAGAGCUGAGGUGGGUGCAGGGGGAGAUGUGGUGUGUGCAGAAGGAGCUGUGGUGCGUGCGGGUAGACAAGGGGCUGUUGUGGGCACAGGAUGGGACAUAGAGGCUGUAGUGGGCACAUGGAGGGAGAUAGUGGCUGUGGUGGGUACUGGAAGGCAUAGGAGUUAUGAUAGGUGGAGGUAGCAUAGGGGCUGUGGUUGGUGCAUAGGGAAUUAGGUGGGUACAGGGAUAGGUAGAUCCUGGGGUGAGUGUAAGGAGGAAUGGUGGCUGAGGUAGGUGCAGGGGGAGCUGUGGUUAGUACAGUGGGGCUGAGGUGGGUGCAGGUGGAGCUGUGGUUAGUACAGGGGGACUGAGGUGGAUACAGGGAGACAGGGGGCUGAGGUUGGUGCAAGGGGAGACGUGGUGUGUGGAGGAGGAGCUUAGGUGGGUACAGGGGGUUAAGGUGGGUAUUGGGGGCUGCGGUGGGUACAGGGGGGCUGAGGUGGGAGCAGAGGUGGAAACAGGGGGCUGAGCUGGGGGCUGAGGUGGGUAAAGGGGGUUGAGGUGAGUACUGAGGGGCCGAGGUGGGAGCAGAGAUGGGUACUGGGGGCUAAGGUGGGUACUGGGGGAUGAUGUGGGCUCUGAGGUGGGUACUGGAGGCUGAGGUGGGUACUGGAGGCUGAGGUGGGCACUGAGGCUGAUGUGGGCACUGAGGUGGGUACUGGAGGCUGAGGUGGGCACUGAGGUGAGUACUGGGGGCUGAGAGGUGGGUACUGAGGGGCUGAUGUGGGCACUGAGGUGGGUACUGGGGCUGAUGUGGGCACUGGGGUGGGUACUGGGGGCUGAGGUGGGUACUGGGGGGCUGAGGUGGGCACUGAGGUGGGUACAGGGGCCUGAGGUGGGUACUAGGGGCUGAUGUGGGCACUGAGGUGGGUACUGGGGCUGAGGUGGGUACUGGGGCUGAGGUGGGCACUGUGGGUACAGGGGCCUGAGGUGGGUACUGGGGCUGAUGUGGGCACUGAGGUGGGUACAGGGGCCUGAGGUGGGUACUGAUGUGGGCACUGAGGUGGGUACUGGGGGCUGAGGGGCACUGAGGUGGGUACUGGGGGGCUGAUGUGGGCACUGGGGUGGGUACUGGGGGCUGAUGUGGGCACUGAGGUGGGUACAGGGGCCUGAGGUGGGUACUGGGGGCUGAUGUGGGCACUGGGGUGGGUACUGGGGGCUGAGGUGGGUACUGGGGGCUGAGGUGGGCACUGAGGUGGGUACAGGGGAGCAGAGGUGGGUGCAGGGAGACAGGGGGUGCUGAGCUGAAUAAAAAUUAGCUUACCUGAGCUGUCUGCCAGGCUGCUGCAGCUCCUUAUCCUCGGGUGCUCUUCAGGCAGUGAAGUAUAAGUGGUUUUUAUUGCCAUUUUAGAGCUAUUUAUGGUUCUGUUUUGAGUAUUUUAUUAUACGAUUUAUUUAAACUAUUUUAAGUGUCUGGUAGGAGAUCUCCUAGUACGUGUGGGCUUUUUCACCUACUAUUAUUCAUUUAACUCUCUUAGCUUUUAUGGGGGCUUUCUUUUACUAGUAUAGAUUUCCUACCUGUCUGUUUCUAUCCCUUCUCCAUCCAUUUUUUCCACUCCCCAGGGUCAGUGUAUUCUGCCCAUUACUUGUAUUAGAAAACACAUGCCUUAUGCUAAUGUUUCGCUUUCAUUGCUAAAUAAAUCCAUACCCCCUAACAAAAGUGUCUGGUGAAGCAGGAUUUCGAAGGGCGGGGUAAAAGGGUGGGCCACUGAUGUGAAUGACGUAACCAGAACCGCCCAAAAGGACUAACAUGCCCAAAAAGAUGGCGUGUCUGCACAAAGAAUUAGAUGGUCAGCCUGGCGUGAAUGCAUGUCAGGCUGCCUACCAAUCAUGCAGGAUAACCAACCAAGGGCAUACUGUGCAGACAGCACCCUGAGCUUGGCAUAAAUGCGUCUAAUGAUGCGCUAUCUCUAGGCUUUAUAAGCACUUGCUGGUCCACUCCUCCCCUUACCUUCUUACUGGGCAGCAGAAGCAGAAGUUCCUCUUAUACAGUCUGCGACAGAGAAAAAGUGUAUGUAGUGAGUGUAGAAGAAACAUGCCACAGUCUUAGAGAGCAUUCGCAUAGUGCGCAAAGUCAGCUUUACCUUAACUAAUUUCAUGGUCAGUCAGUCAACACCAGUUUUGAUCCCCUAUACCCCACUUAAGUUCCCAUAUUUAAAUAAGAGCAUGUGAAGAGUUGUAAAAAAAAAAAAAAAACUUAUGACAUUUAAAAAAAAAAAUCAAUGGGCCUAUUCCAUAAGCAUGGGCCUGGAGCUGCAGCUCCAUCAAAGGCCGUGCCUCUUUCCAGUGCUCAGGAUAACUUGACACUAGCUUCAUCUCCACCUCCUGUUAUGUUGGCAAUGGAGGUAAAACUAAUGUGCAAGCGUGGUGAGCAUUGCACGCACAUUAGGCCUUCUUCAUAGAAAAGCAUUGGAUCAAUGCUUUCGUAUGGGGAUUUUGAAGACGCUAGAUGUUGUCAUGAGAACAUUCAGCAUAGUUUCACUGAGUUACUGAGUGUGAGUUAGUUUCACUGAGUCUGUAAAUGUCUGUAAAUGCCAUUAGAAGCAUGCUUAACCUUCCAAUAAAACAUUUUGCAUUGCAAGGCUAUGGGAACAGGGACACUGCACCUAGACCACUUCAAUGAGAUGAAGUAGUCUGGGUGACUACAGUGUAAAUUUAAGAAAUUGUCCCACAUUGGAUUUGCAUGAAACCAAAAGAAAAAUAUGUAAAAUAGACGUGUGCAGGGAGAAUAAUUUCGGUUCUUCUGAAACAAUUUUUGGGUCUUUUUUUAGUUCAUGCUACCAUUCGGCACUGCCUAAUUUCCUUAACAAAAAUAUAUUUUGGAAAGCCUUUCGUACAAGAAAAAAAAGCUGCCCGUGAUUGUGAUGCAAUACAAAAACUGCUACAAUAUUGCCUGACCUAAUGGCUACACAAUACCAGUCAUUUUUGCAAUGCCAUUUCUGAGUUUAUUUUAAAAGAAAUCCAGUUUUCAAUUAUAUUACUCCUGCUGCAGCUGCUCCCCAGUUGGUAGAAACCAUGGUAGGGACCUGUUUUUUCCCUACACUGAAAAAUGAUCAGCCAUGCUACUGAACAAAAAAAACAAAACAAAAACCCAAACAUUUCACAUUACAAUCACAAAAACCCUCCCCAAAAAACAGACAUUGUCCCUGCCUGUAGUUCUUUCAUUGCUACACUAGAGGGUGAACAGGGACUAUAAAAUAAAUAAGGAGCUGGUUUCACAAUGUCCUUCAUAGUCAUGAAAUGAGAUCACUAGAAUGAAGUACAAAUUAUUUUUAACAAGCGCUGUUGCUGUCUAUAAAGGAAAGUGACACACAGGAAAACUUGACAAAUGUCAUGUUUUCCUUUUGGCCUUUUGGUGAUGAACAAUAUGUCAUCUAUUUGGAACAUUGGAUGUUCUGGAAUAUUCUGGAUAUUACAUGUAUGAUAUGUAUUACACAUGAUUUAAUAUAAUCAUUAUUAUUAUUAUCAUUAUUAUGAUUACUCAUCAGGUUCAUCACAAGUGCUAAAUACUUAAACUCUAACAGAGCUAUUCACAAAAGUGAGAAUUUAACUUGAAUUCAAUAUUUAAGGCCAGAGUAACCAAUCUAUUUUAAACAUACAUUUGAAAUUCACUUUGCCUUCUCUCUUUAGUGAAUAGUAGGUCUUUCUAUAAAAUUUGGAAAUACAUAAACUCAAAUUGCUAUUUUAUUAACGUUGUUCUUUUAAACCUCCUAACAGGCUGUGGAGAAUAGUGAGAAACUUGGCCACAGGAAUGUCAAUAUUACAGCUUAGUAAAUCUCCACACGUGUUAUGUUCUCCAAUGUGAAGUAUUUUAGUAAAAGCAUUUAUAGUUGUCUUAGUAUUACAUCAUUUAUUCAACAUCUCCCUCAGAAAAAUUUUGAUUCAUGGAUAGAAAACAAAAAAAAUAUAAAAAAAAUAAAACUAUAGCCUUCAUUUAAUAUUUUUAGAUAUGCCUUUUUUUAAAUAUUAAAAUAUCAAAAUUAUAUCAUGUAUUAAAAAAUAUAUCAAUGUAUUAAAAAUAUAAAUAUUAAAAUAUAAUUAAAAAUAUGAAAUAAUUUUAAAACAUUAUCCAUAAUUAUUAAAUCAUUUAAAAAGCAUAUUCAAAAAUACUAAAUUGAGGCCUGUACGUUUUUAAAAAUGUUUUAAAUGCUUCAAUAGUCUUUAUUAUUUUUUGCUACAUAUUUCAGGCUUUCCUGAAGCACAUUAUACAAUGGCAUCUGAGACAUGUUAAUUGUUUAAGCAUGACCUUUGUCACUUCUUGUACCUGUGCACAUGGAUUUUAUUAAUAUCAAUUCCACAGAGCUGGGGAAAAUGCAUAAUAAUAAUAAAUACAAUAUUGGCAAUUAACUGGUUGUUUAUCUGUCUGUGUCUGUCAGUCAAUUGUUUUCAUUCUUUUUACAUUUUUUUUGGUUUAGUUCACAGCACUUGACAAAGAUGCAGACAGACAAACAAUGCAUCAAAUUAGGAAAAAGGGGUAUUGGGUACAUGUCAGAGAAUAAUAUUUGUUUAAGUAUAAGAAGCAGGAAUUAAAAAGCAAAACUAAUUGUAUCAUUUAGACAAAUUAACAUUUUAGGGUUUUCAGGAGUAGGUCUGUUUUAAUUAACAUAAUCUAUCAUUUUGAUUAUUAUCAUGUAUUCCUGUACAGUAUUUAUUUAGUCUUGGGUUUGCUAUUUUGGAAAUAUCCUUCUUUUUUUUUUGAUAUGACAUGAUAUGAUAUUGGUACAUUCACUGCUAGCUUAAAGAUUUAAAUAAUGAGUGUUUACAAUGUUCUUGGUAUUAUAUAGUCUAUUGUCUCUUUCUCAAAUGAAAGAUGCCAUGCGAACAAAUGUGGCACAGUGUCAAGGAAUCUUCUAAUUGUAUUGAUGCCCAGUAUGGCAUGAAGCUGGCAUUUAUGGUUACCCUGGGGGGAAAUAGUAUUGAAGUAUAUAGUCAGGACUGUUUUAAUCUGUCCUGUAUGUUCUGAAACAAGUUCCCUCAUUCCAUUCAUAGUAGAGCAGUCACCAUUCCUGUGCCCUCCUCCCAACUAAGAGCUGACUGCAUGUAAUGUGAUUCUUUGUUUUUUCAUCCCGCACAGGGCAGCAGCUGGAGCUCAAUCUGUACCACGGUCCCACAGAGUGCUUCCUUCACCUGGCAGCCCUAACUCCAUCAGAAUUCAAGACCCCCCCAGUUCUUGGGUUGCAUCUUCAUCCUCGUCCACACCUGGCCAGCCCAAGUUGUUACAUCUGGAAAGUAUCACUUCUCCCCCAGACAGCGAGGCAUACUACGGGGAGACUGAUAGCGACGCAGACAUCCGCUCAUCUUCAGGGCACCCCCAGAGUGCACAGCAGCACCACAGCCAACAACAAGCACCUCCGGAGAAGCACCGCAGAACACGUAAGAAGAGCCCCAGGUCCCCACCAGGAAGCAACCACAAAGCUGAAAACGAGCAACAAUCUCUUUCCGAAAUGAGUGGGUAUGAGAGCGGGCCUGGUGGUGUUACUGAAUGUGUUGUACAGUCAACAGGUGGGGUGGCCAAAAGAGAAAUCACUUAUCAGCCAGGAGGUAGCAGAGCUGAAACCCCCUUCUCAGAUGUGGAAGGGUUUCUGCCAGCAGAAGAAGAGCAGCAAAUGUCCAACAUCACUGCUCCAUCACCUGAGUCUUUACUCCUGCCCCAUGCCACCAAGACCAUCAAAGCUGAAAGACAUCUCAUCCCUAUGAUCGGACCAGUGGAACACCCUGUUGAUGAUGAUCUGACAACUACUUACUUGGAAAAAGCAAGGGAAGCAAGUAAGUACUAGCUCAAAGCUAAUGCUCUUUGGUUCCCAAAAUAUAUGGCAGACACCUUAUAUAGCAGGAGAUAUCCUUCACUGUAUUAUUUACUUGUAGCCGUUUUAGCAUUAAUGUGGCAAGUGUCCGGAAUAUUUGCAAGUGGUUGGGAUACCCUGUGGAAUAAUUAAAGUUCUUUCCUUACAUAUAUGCUCUGUGGUACUGAGCAGAAUAUCAUCAGCUUUGACAGGGAUAUGAUCUGGCUCCUGUGGUCCCUCUAUUUUUACUCCAGUCUAGCUUAGAUUUCAGCAAUCAGCCAGGGAAAAGAUAAUCCUUCCAAUGGCAAUAUAUAGCUUUAACACCUUACUAUCAAUUUAAGUAUCUUCAUUUGCUUUAAUCCACCAACUUAUUGGCCUCCAAUUUAUAAAAGAGACAUGGCUAACAAAACAGUUAUUUAUUUCAAGUAUCAGCACCAGCAAUUUGUCACUUAUAGUACUUUGCAGUUGUGUUUAAAUUUGUGGAUAGAUAACAGAAAACAUGUGCCAUGUAAUGUAACUUUUUCACAGGGUGUAAAUUCAUCUUUAAUGGUGCAAUAAGAGAAUAAAACCCCAAAAUACAACAUCUGCAUUACGAAUCCCAAAAACCUAAAUAUGUAUGGUAAAAUGCAAUACACACACACACACACACACAUUCAUACACUGUAGACUAGGAAUGUCAGACAUUGGCCCUCCAGCUGGAGUGGGCUAUGGUUUCCAUAAUUCCAUAAUUCUCUGUAGCCUUGGAACUGAGAGUUGAAGGUCCACAUUUUGACACUCUAGUUAUAGGAACAUUGCAGCAAGAGUAUUUUUAGAGCCAUGAUGCACCAUUGAAUGUAAUCUCCCUGUACAUAUAGCAUUUAUCAACUAUUUGACAUUAUUUCCUUGGUCUAGUGGUUGCAUUGCAAGGUGUGUGCAUUUUUUCGGUGUUCACACCUUUCUCGCACAACUGUCAUGAGUGUGCUGAAAAAGUACAACAUGCAGAGUAAAGACAGAGGCAUUCCAGGUAUGACAGACAGGUGUGUUAACUGGAGAUAUGUGUGUGUACCCAAAAAAUGCUUACACCUCUCAUCUACAUGUCAAAUGUCUGAUCCCAUACCCCAUGGCAUUCUAUAAACAAGAUAACCCCAAUAUCGUGCAUUUUAAAAAAAAAAUACUCUUUAUUGAAAUUUCUUUUCCUUAUUUUAAUACGAUCACAAUCAAUGACAUACAAUACACAGUUAUUUAAUACAUACUAUACAAUUGACAAACUGACAAAAACAUUUAAAAAACAUACUUUUGGUUAGCCUAGCGAAAGAACAGGACAUUCAUUCGUAAAAGUGCCUCUCUUUUCUCUUUAUCUCUGAAUCUUUCUUAUGUACAGAAAUGUUCUUUUAUUAGGGUAAGUGUUUUUUGUAAACAUGCUUCUCUAAAUGAUUUAUUUUUGGAUGAUAUAUUAGCUAUCCAACCCACCCCCAUCUCCAUUCUUAAUUGCAAAACCGGUUGGGUUUUCCAUUGGGAAUACGUUGUUAUUUUGUUGUUUCCAAUUUCUAGCCAGGAGAGUUUUUGCUGCUAUUAAGCUAUGUAUGGUUAUAUAUUGUUGUUCCCUUGUCAUAGUUGGCAAAAAACAAAUGUAAUAAUACUGACUGGAGAGAUCUAAGUAUAUCUCUUUCUCAUAACUUAAAUAGAAAUUCGAACACCCAGUUCCAUAGUUUCUUGAUAUUUGGACAGCUUCACCACACAUGAAUAUAAUUGCCAACUGAUACAUUGCAUCUCCAACAUACAUUUGAGAUGUUACUAUCUAUGUUAACCUUUCUUGUUGGAACUAGGUACCAUCUGUUUGCUACCAUAUAGAAGUUUCAAACGAUGCAAGGUUAUGUAUGUUUUAAUUGACUUUGUUUUGUGCACUGUAAUAUCGUGCAUGUUUUUACCAUUUACCUAGAAUAUCUCAGAAGGGCAAGAUAUGGAUCCUGAAUUGGAAUAGUUACCUUGUGCUAGGGUCGGUAUCAGAAACCUUUGGCAUUCCAGAUGUUAUGGACUACCUCUCCCAUAAUGCUCUAACAACCACAAUGCUGGCAAAGCAUCAGGGGAGAUGUAGUCUACAACGUCUGGAGUGCCGAGCCUACCCCUGACUAGGGGUACUCUAGUCACUUGAAAAAUAAAAAUUUCCAGCUUACUAGAGUUGGAAAUAUUUUUCCAUCUUUAGUAUUUUGACAUAAAUGUUGCAAUUAACUUGUCCACAUGACUGAAGUAUGUAAAAUAAACACCACAUUACAUAAAGUCCAACACAUAUCAAUAACAGGAGUUGGAUUAUCUUUACUCUGCUUAAUAAAUAGUAAUUCCUCCAUUGACGUCUAUGGGAAAAUAGCUAUUUAACAAAGUUAAUACUCUGAUACUCAGUUAACAGAAUCCAGCCCCAGAAUUUUUUGUGUUCUAGUGUUUUUGCUGAAAAUCAGAUACAGAGUAGCUAGCAAUUAGCAACGUAUAGGUUUCUUUGUACUGUGGGUCUUAAAGGAAAACUUGACAGGGCACUUCUAGCACCAUAACCACUAAAAAAAGCUUAUGGUACUUGAAGUGAAUUCUUCCCUAAAAACAUUUUCUUAGAUGUGUCUACUAGUGAAUAGUCCAAACUUUAAAACAGAGACUAACAUUUUAUUAAUCACUUAACUAAUCAUGUUUUUACUUUCAAUUUUAUUUGUAACAAUACAAAACAUAACUUAGUCCAUAAGACUCCACUUAACUUCUUUUAUACCCCAGGAAUUAUUUUCACCCUGGGGGAAAAAAUCUCUGGUAGGGCUCCAUUUUGUCUCUCUGAAUAUCUGCAAAUAAAUGGAAAAUGUGAGUCUCCUCCUGCCUUGCAAUUAAGUUUCAAAGAAUAAAACUUUAUUAAUGCUUUUAAACAGAGAAGGCUCAGAAGUCACUGAGAGCAAUACAGAUAUUAUGCUACAUUAAUCUUACUACAUUAAGUUGUACAUUUCUACAUUUUACAAAUACAUUAUUUAAAUGUAUUUACUGAAUAUAGGUACUAGGCUCAAUUGUAGAUAUAUUUUUUUAUUUGGUUACCAUUUUUAGAAAUCUGCAGUACUAAUUAUGUCAUCAAGGUUAUUUGGCCAUUUUUGUUUAUCUAUUUUAUCAUACCUACUCUGCAUGCAUUUUUACUUUUAUACAGCUAUGUCAGGCCCUGUGUGAAAUAUUGCAAGAAGAAUAAUGAAUACCAUAUAGCUUCUUAAACUUUUUCGGCCUCCAAAUAAUUUCAGUUCUCUUCACAGUCUCUUCACAGUCCUGUCUUAGACAUUUGUGCAUUAGGGGUUUAGCAAUGUAGAAGUAACACUAUUUUAUAAUAAGCAUAACAAAAAUUAUUAUGUUAAUUAUGUGAGCUAGGUUUUUUUGUUCACAUGAUUUACUUUUUCUUAUUUCUUUGGCUGACCGAGUAGAAGAAAUACAUGUACAUAUUUUGUAGAUAGACAUGCUAGGUGUUAGCAGCGCUGUGGCUUCUGGUACAAUUGAGCUGCAGAAUACCUAAAUGUACUAGGGACAUGAUGUAAGCAAUUUGCUGGCAAUUAGCACAUUUACUUUGCAAGUGUGCCAGUUAUGCAUACAUGAUUCUGCUGGAUGGAACAAUAGCUUUAAACUCAUAUAUGUAUAAUUUUGGUUGGUAAGCGAUUAAUAAGGUUAUUUACAUUCACAGCAGUAACCACAGUCUAAGUACCAAGUUGCAGAUUCAGUUAAAGGUGCACACCACUGCCUCUCCCCCCCCCCACAACCCACCUAAAUAAAUUACAGUUUAGGAUCACUCCACACACAUAAAGCACUUUUUCAUUUAGUCUAAAUUGCAGGUUUCAGUAAAUAUUUUUUUACAGUUAACUAUGUUACACCCCCCUAUCUGUCAAUCAGUGGAGCUGAACUCAAGAGGAAGCAAUUACCUAGAGCACCUUCCUUACAAAGACUUUUCACUGAGCUGCAUUGGGAAGUGUCUCAUUGGACAGCUACAUAAAGUGUGGAUCUGCAGCUUUUGCAUGCUGUUUUUAGAUAUGCACCCAAUAAAAAAAAUGCAUAAUUACAGGAAUGCACAUUUUCAUUGUGGGUAUAUCUGCUAAAUAGUGAUUUUGAAAUUUAUUUAUUUUUCAAUUUGGUCAGUGGAGUGUUCCUCUAACUGCCUUGUUUCUUUUAUGUAAAAUAUAUCUAAACACUUCAUGAAUCAGAAUGUUCAAAUCAUCAGAGAUGAUGAGACAUCAUGACCAUGCACAAGGAAUGUUCACAGAUGUUAAAAGAAUGCAGCAAUAAUGCAUAGAAAUCUUACUAAUUAUUUCUUGUGCAGUCGUUCACCUCCUGCUGUCCCCAUAUACAAUCAGAUUGCCUUUAGCUGGUAGGGACAUUUCGAAACAUGUUACUGUACUUCGGGCUUUUAUUUUGCUUGAAGGUCCUACAGCCAAACACUGUCAGAAAAUUUUGGCACUUAUAGCUAAACAUCACCUUGGGGGCAACGGUUGAGGACCCUUGAUUUAGACUAUUUUCUAUUGAAACACACUUUUUUGUCAUUAAAAUUUGAUAGCUAUAUCACCCAAGAAAUGAAGUGUCAAGAUUAGAUCAUCUGCUGUGUUUCUGAUUCUAAUAUAAACAGAGUUAUUUUAGUGUGCGUUUCUGGCCUAAAAAUGUAAAUUCAUGUUGAAUUUUCAACAAUUCUCACUUUAGUGAACAACCCUGAAGAUGUUUGUUUCAUGUAGCUGUCUUAUGGUUAUACAGGGUUAUUCAAUAAAGAUUGUUAAUUCAAAGUGAAUUUCGAAUUUAACAUCAAAAUAGCCAAACUGGAAACAUUCUGGAAGUCAACUCAGUUUAGCUACUCUGGCCUUAAAUUUGAAAUUCAUAUGACAAUUUCUACAAAAUGUAUUUUUUUAAGUAAAAAAAAAAAAUUAUCGAAAGUAACAAAGUUGCAAUUUAUUAACAAUAGAAAAAACAAAUGAUAAUAGAUGAUAAUAAGUGAUAAUAGAGGUAAAAAGCUAAUUUUUAGUAUAAAGUAAUAGCACAUGACAAAAGGACUCAAGACAGAAGAAUUCUUCUUAAAAUUAUGAUGGUGUUGAAGGGUUUAAACAAUUUCAUAAAAAUAAAUAAUUUUAAUAACCAGAAAGGACAGAUUUAACAUUUUACUGUGUCAUGACUGUACACAGUUUAUAAUUACUCAACAGAACUAAUUUUAUUGACCUCAGAUGGAUAAAGAGCUGAGCUGGCCUUUCUAUACCCUUAACUAAUAAUAUACUAGUUCAAAAUCAAUUUUAUAUUUCCCAAUAUGCCAAGAUCCAGUUGAGCAAUUUUGAUUUAGGAGCACUACUCUGCCAUCCCUGAUUAUUACAGAAUGCUUUAAAGGGAUACAAAGCUGUAUUCAUGACACUAUAGCUCCCUCUGCCUCCCCCUCCAUCGCACCCGACCUCCCCCGCUGCAGUGAAUAAAGGGUUAAAGCUCUUUAUUUGCUUACCUGACCCCAGUGCCAAGGGAUAUUGGGGCUCCACCUCCUCCAAUGCCACUCAAGGGCGCAUUAGUGUUCUCCCCAUAGGAAAGCAAUAAAUCAAUGCCUUUCUAUGGGGAAGUAGCUGAUGCUGGAUGUCCUCAUGCAGAGUAUGAGGACGUCCAACAUUAGUUAGCAAACCAAAAUUCCGGUAACAUUCUGGAAGCGCCUCUAGUGGCUGUCUGGUAGACAGCCACUAGAGGCUGUCUUAGUACUGCAAUGUAAAUAUUGCAGUCUCUCUAAAACUGCAAUGUUUUACAUUGCAGCACUAAGGGACACUCUACCCAGACCACUUCAAUGAACUGCUUAUAGUGUCCCUUUAAGUGCUACAGCUUCCCCAUCUCAAUCUCAACUUCCAAUGAAAAACGCCACCUAUUUCAAUAUUGGGGAAAACUUUUAACGCAAGUAAAAUGUAUUUAUUGGGUUCUAUUCAAUGAACUGCAGAUUUAUAAAUGUUGUUGUACAGCUACAUAAUAAUACAUUGGUGUGAAUCCACCCAGAGAGACCUCUCCUUUUCUCAUUUCUUAAAUAGUUAUUUCUUAAAGAGUAAAUUGUCUCUAUCAAGUGACCAUGAAGAUAAAUGGAAAAAUUAAGGUCACGCAGAUCACAUCAGUAUUGGUAAACAUAACAUUGAUCAAGACAGGUGGCUCAAGUUCAUUAAUGGUAGGUGUGCCAAUAGUCAAGAAAGUCAUUCCAGGCAGUAGAACACAGGACAAUGCUUAAAAGAGACAGCAAUCAAGACAAAAUCAAUAGGGGACAAUGUCAGUACACAGUAAAUCCUAAAUGUUCCCCUUUGCGAAGCCAAGAUAUCUCUUUCUAAGUGCGUUAUCUGGUAGACGAGGCCAUCCAUCUCCCGAACCUCACUGUGUAACUUCCCUUUGUAGUGUCAUGCGUCAGUUGAGAUCAAAAGAGUAACAUAGACAUUCACACUCAUCAUUAUAUAUAAUUGAUUCUGCACACAGAAUGUGCUCAUGAAACAUUCACACAGGUCUUUAGUUACCAGUUCUCUUUCUUGAUGGAAUUUAAUUGCUCAGCUAGUCAUAUUAAUAAAAGGUGGCAUGGCAAAUGUUAACGAUGCAUUAAAAGUCCUUUAUUAUCACGAUUUGUCAUACUAAUCUUAGAGAUAAAAAGUGAGUUUUAUUAGAUCCUUAUUUAGGACCUGUUGAUUUGAUUUAUUUCCCUUUCAUAUCUUUCUGCAGUUCUGAUCUUGUAAUACUUAAAGGCAGGAAGGCAUUUUGUAUAAUUUUAAUGUUUUAUUAGUAUGCUUUAUAUAAAAUAAUUUACACUGAGGCAUUGCAGGCCUCUGACCUUUCUUACUUAAAAGAACACUCCAAACACCUAAGUCACUUUAGCUUGCUGAAUUGUUUUAUGCGUAAAGAGUGUGUCCUCUUUUUUCCAUUUUAUAAAAUGCAGAUUGACAAUUUUAUAAUCUAACAUGGUUACAACCCUUUUGGCUGUCAAUCAGACAACCGGUCCUGCCACUUCCUGGUAGUUUAGCUCAGUGGAGCUUAAUGUAAGAGUUAGGCAACUGAACAUAGCACCAGCUUGGGCAAGUGUGUGAUUAGAGGGAUUAUUAAGGCAGCAGACAAGAGAUCUGUGACUUUUGCAAGCUGUUUUUAGAUAUAAUCCUAAUUUUCUUUUUUUAAAAACCCAUGAUUAAAUGCAUGCAUGUUUUCAUUGGGUUAGAUCUACUAAAUAGUGAUUUCAUUUUAAAUUCAAUUUUUGUAUUUGAUCAGUGGAGUGACAAUUUAAUGUUGCUUUAAAAGUAAUGCAUAUGUCCCCCUCACUCUGGAUUCUCAAAUCUCCUCCCCCAGCCCGAUUAUCCUCUCAUCUGUCACCUUAUUAUAAAAAUGUAAAAAUUGUAUUCAACAAAACUGAAGGAUCUAUUUCCAAGAGCCUUUAACUGGAAGAUCAGGAACUUCACAUUCUGACAAUCAUUGCUUAGAUUCCAUUUGUGGUGUCUUGCAUCAGUUUACAUCGAAAAUGGUAAUGCAAGAUAACAUGUAACUCCUUCAAUAUUUGGUGGUGCGGGUUCUACUGCCCUCAGGAAACCAUUCUAGGAGCACAGAGAUUACAUCCCGGGAUCUCUCUGUGAUAUGUGUAAGGUAAGCCAGAGAGCAAGGGACAGGGUUAUGAAACCAUGUUGUGACUUACACCCUCUUUACGCCCCUCUCAGCUGUUAAUUUUUUGCACCCUACGUUUGCAAUGUUUUCACUAAUGCCAUAGAUUUAUUAGUAAGUCCGAGUCUUUUUCCAACUGGAAAGUGAUGGAAUAUAUCUGCUACCAUGCAUUUGACAGUCUUCUGAGAUGGAAAUUUCUUUAAAAACUGUCAGAAUUUACUAUAAAAAAAAUCAGCACAUUUUAGGUCACUUUAAUAAAUAUGAUAUAGAAUAAUGACAUCAUUUAACCUUUACUUUUCAAAACACUUUGAUACAUGUAGGUCCAUAUUUACUUCGGAACAUCUCCAAGCUCUCCAGCCCAGUGCCUCAAAAAAUGCAAAGCCCCCUUGCUGGUAGGAGCACUUAUAUAAUAAUGCAAGUUAUUGCCUGGGUUGGAGAAAUAAUUUUUUAUGACUCUCCAGUUUAGGAAUUGCAGUUUUUUUUUUUUCUAGGGAAGGCCGCGGAGCCCUCCCUAGUAAUUAGAGGAUCUCUAAUGUUCCCUACUGAUUUUUUAUUUUCUAUGGUUACUUAUCGCCAGCCCCUGUAAAGUAGGCACUUUUUUCUUUUUGGUGGUAGGAGGCCAUUUCUUGUUUUCAGAUGUGCAAAACGAAUGUCAACAUGUUUAUGUUGGGGAAAUCAUUAACAAAACUAUAGUGAAGUGCAAAAUUCAUUAAUCUAAAAAGAAUAGUAAAUAAAAUAAAAAUACUAAAAGAUGAUGUGAAAAUUUAUGAAAACACAAAAAUAUAUUUUUCUUUUUUAAUAAAUGUUAAAAUAAAUCAAAAUUAAUAAAAAGAAACACAAAGAAGUAUUGGGAUUUAAUAUUGCAGCUCCGCUACAGAAACUACAGAUGAAAACGUCCCGAUGGCACCAGCACCUUUUCUACUACACCAUACAACAAUAACAAUAUAUAAAAUAUUUGCAACGCUUUGCAGCCUUCAAUAUACCAAAUCAAUAGAAUUAUAAAAUAGACAUAGCUUAAACUAUAUAAUCACAUUAUAGCAUAAUUGCAAAAAAAAAAAAAUAUAUAAACAAGCAUAAUAAGUAUAAGAGAAUAAACCUAAAAUAAAACAUCUAUUGCAUAAAAUGUAACAACUAAAACUCACUGAAAGGAAAUACAAAAAUGCAGGAACACAAAUAGUGAAAGCACAUUAGCAGAGAUACAUAGCAAAAGGGAGAUAAUAAAUAACAGGAAAGGUCCCUUGCAUUCCAAUCCUCUGAAUGUUACCUCAAACAUGAAGCAAAUGCCAUCUGAGGAUAUGACGGAACGGGACAUCUCAGUUAUUUUCAGUGAAUCUCCUUUAAAUAUUGGGGCUAUUUUAAAAUGCAUCUUCAAUGUAGCAGUUAGGGAUGCAGAAACAUUUUCUAGAGGUCAGGUAUCAAUAGACAAAAAUCUUUAAGAGAUCAUCUAAUGAUCGUAUAGGUUCCGGUCUCUGUUCCUAAAUACCAAGAUGUUUUUUUUUUAAUUAUGAGUUGUGGGUCCAGAUAAAUGAGAAAUACAAAAAAUAAAAAUAAAAGCAAAAUAGGCAAUAAAAAAAUGACUGCUGUUUUUUGGUAUUCAAUUUCACCCACAGAAAAUAUAUUUCAGCAUAAAACUCACACAGGCCAGUACAGUUCUCACUGUUGAACUAAAUGUCAGUGUCAAUAAGAUUUUACUACUUAAAUUAUUUUGUUUAUAUGAAGUAGGUCUUCAUCUCCUAUUCAUCAAUAGGAGAUGAACAAUGGACAAUGUUAUACCCAAUCGGACUAGAAAACCAAACCCUCACUAUAGCAAGGGAACAACUACAGUGAUAUGCACGUUCGAUCCCCCAAUGACCGAGCCUUACACAGGAUUGUACAGAGUUUGAGUCCCUGUGCCUGUCAGAUGCACCCCCCCAGAGAUCGAUAUCCCAGAUAUACACCUCAUUGACAACUGGACGAUACCUUCUUGCACCACCAUGCAUCAGGCGCUGGGAAGAAGACCUGGAUGUAACACUCACAGACGCAGACUGAUAUACAAUCAUUACACUCACCCAGAAGACCCCAGGAUCAGCGAGGCUCCAAGAAAAUUCAUAUAAAGUAUUUACGAGAUGGUACAUCACCCCAGCGAACCUACAUGCUAGGGACAGCUCGAAACCAAACACGUGCUGGCGAUGCGGAAUGGAGACUGGGUCAUUUCUCCACCUAUGGUGGGACUGCUCCCUCAUCCGGCCGUCUUGGGAAACGGUGGGUCGAGUGAGCAACGAAACUGUGGAAAAACCUAGCCACUUCAGAUUAUGUUAUUCUAUGUCUACAGGUUGUCCUAGAAAAGCUGGUUCUGCUCUGUUAGUUUAUGUAUUCGUCUAUACCUGUAAUAAAGAGUAUUCGUAUGCUAACAGCCGAAAGCCGCUAGCAUUCAUAUGGUAGUUUCACGAACAGUGACUUUCCAUACUGUUCGUGAAACGAACAAAGUACCGAAUGGGAGCCCACACACAGGGGGUUGUGUGGCUCCCAUUACCCGGGUGCAACAUUGUAUCAAUCGGCUGCUAAUUGAUUUCCCAGGUGGCCGUCGUUCGGCUACCGACCACGCGGCGGCCACCAUCUUGGAUUUCCUUUUAGCCCAGCGGUGUUUGGUCGUCGAGUUCCUGGAACUAAAAUCAGCUACUCGACGGCACGAACGCUUCCAGGCAGUUAUUUAUGCUGGGAUCUGAGCGGUAGUUUCCCAAAGUGUGCGCUCAGACCCCAGCUAUCUGCUGAACGGUUAUUCGGUAUAAUGGCACGAAUAAAAUAUAAGUUACAUAUUUUUGUGUGAAAAGUCGGUUCUGCUGUUCGGAGGGAUAAUUCACUUAACAAAAUAUACAGCAGUGCAUGGUGGGAGAAAUGUCCUGCAUGUUCAGUUCCCCAUGUAGUCCUCUACUGUACAACCCCUGUAAAGUGACUAAGGAAACCCCUUGCAUGGGGAAUCACAUAAAUACUGGAGCUUGUGAAUAAAAUCGUCAGUUGACUCCCAGAAAUGUGUUUCGUCCGGUUACUGGGGGAUUUGGGAUAUUGCCUUUAUUUUCAGCGCUUUACUUGGAUAACUUUCUGUACCAGCGGAGAUAUUGGGAUUUAAUAUUGCAGCUCCGCUUCAGAAACUACAGACGAAAACGUCCCGAUGGCACCAGCACCUUUUCUACUACACCAUACAACAAUACCCGCGCCAGCAUAUAAACGAUCAGUGAUACCGAGGCUCCUCAAUGCAGCGAAAGCAACAGUCCCAAUCUUCUGGAGGCAACCACGCACCCCCUCACUCAGGCGUUGGUUGGAGGAGGUGGAAGACACCCGGAAAUUUGAGGACCUGAAGGCAACGACAGCGAACGCGAAAGAGAAACAUAUAAAGAGAUGGUUCUACUGGCUAAGACACAUCGCCUCAGAUGACUUUGUGACGUUCUUGAAUGCAUCUGAACACCGGGAGGAGCACACAGGAGGCAUGUGAAAGGAGACCACCUGGGGCACCGGCGGAGUGGGGUUCCCCGGAACGGGGAUGGGAGAUAAAGAAUGACUGGAUGGCUAAGAUACCCAGCUGCCCUCAAGCCACCUCUGCCUCCCCUUUUUUUUUCUCUUCUGCUCCUUCUUCUUCUUCCUCUCUCUCUUUCGUCCUACCCAAGUUCCAGAAGCAUGCUUCACACAAACACACCCCCUAGAGGGAGACACACAUGCACGCAGACGUGCGAACAUAAACAAAACCCCUACUGACUACAUAACAUACAAUUCAGAUAAGUGCACAACCCCAUACGCUGCCCACCAGAACACCAAGACUCGCGACAGAUGCUUCAGACCGAGACACCCAAAACCCCACCAAACGGGAGAAGAACCACAGAAUACACACGCAACAUACGUGGCUGCACAGCCCUUCAACUACUAUGACACUACCCAGACACGCAUGCACCACCAUCACCACGACAGAGCCAGCCCCGCCUGGUAAGACGCAGUCAUAAACCAAUAAGCCAUCCGUAUUGAACUACGCAAAUGCAUCAACACUACACCGACACGAUCACACUUUAAGCCCCAAAAACGCUCUCACUACCCAACGCAAAUAUGAACAAGUGGCAACGCUAAUAUCAGCACAAAUAUCGGCAUUAGCCACCUAGAUACUGGGAACAAUAUACUAUUGCAAUGGUCGCACCCGAUGGCUAAACAUGUACAAGUUCAUACCAGAGACACAAUACGCAGUGCCUCUGCGCAGGCACCAAAAUGACUAAACGUGAUAUAUAUGCUAUGAUUACACAUGUGAAAUAAAAACAUAUUUAAAACAAACCAGCUAACACAAAGCAACUACAAAAACCAACUGACACAAAGCAACUACACAAACCAGCUAACACAAGGCAACUACACAAACCACACUAGGUUCUACCCGCCCAGACAAUAUGUCUUUAAGUUCUCAGAGUACACACCUGCCUAAUUAAAAUAAUUGCACCUGUUCAGUUCACCUGUUUCAAUAUAUACGCCUCUGCGUAGGCGACCAUAUGCUUUUACAGUAAUAUAUUUGAUAUCCACAGUGUGAUGACAAUAAAAACAAUUUAAAACAAAGUCAACACAACCACGGGGACAGUGUGGAGAGAUGCAAGUUAAAUGCUGUGAGUCUAUCAUUAUUUUCUUGUUACACACCUCUUCAUCUCUUUUCACUUAUUAUUGUUUAUGUGUUUUGGGAAAAAAUCAUGAAAUAUGUAUCUAUGUUAGUAAAUGUCAAAGUUCCACAAAAAAAAAAAAAAAACCCUGAAAAAUAACAAAAAAACUCUGAAAAAUAAAGACACAUAAUCACAUAAUCACUCUUAAUCACCAGAUGGAUAUCACAAUAGACUCUUCACACAAAUGUAAUUGGUUGAUUUACUACCAGCCAAUCACAAUGUAGAACUCAGUACAUUGUUAUUAUUACUGCAAACUUAGUCCCACUUAUAGAUUCCUAGCCUAUUUCAACUGACUAUGAAGUUCUGUAAGGGAUCCCAAAUGAGAGGAAAUAAUCAGAGAGUAAUUAGGGAAUAAUUGAUGAUACAGACGAGCAACUAUUAAUUCAGCCAAAUUAUGGGUCACUGAAUCAGAAGCAAGAAACAGAAAUAAAAUGAGUCAACAGUUUAAAAAAAUACGUAGAAUAUCCAAUAUGAUGAGUUUACCAUGCAACAAAAAAAUUGUGUCAAAAUAGUUGGAAAAAGUCUCAAAAUAUCCAAGCUGUUUAAAAUGUUGUCCUCAUUGCUUUAAAAAAAUAAAAAGAUAAACAAAAAAAAAACCGAUAUAAUAAUUUUUGAAAACCGCUGUUUUAAUAAAUGUAAUACGUUGUAGCAAUAUCUCUUUAUCUUCUGAAUUUUAUAGAACAGAAUAAAAGAAAUAGCGUUAAAGAACCACAAAGUGUAUGUGUGCUAUGUCUGCAUUUCUUCCUAAAAUAUCAUGGAGUCACCAAGGCUUCAGGCAACGGGAAUGUGUAAAAUUUGUCCCGCAUUCUCACACCAUGACACAAAAAGUAAAAUGAAGUGACAAAACUGCUUACAGCAAUAGGAAUUAUCUACCCUUGCUUCUGUGGUGGUGUUAAUAUCAUUAUAAUGACUAGAACAGUUUGGUUGCAUCCAGCUAUUUUACGCCAUUAUCGCUCAUUCCACCAAACUGUGUUCAAGCAUCUUAUUUUAACACAGUUUAGCCAUCCUUCAAUUUACACACAAUGUGUGUGUGAGCUAUUUUCUGCUGCACUAGUAACCGAGAUAUGCGGCAUGAGAUCACAACUUAGAAAGGCAUCUUCAGCUGCUGUCAGCUAUCUCAUAUUCCGGGCUUUGGUGGAGCAAUCCUUCGACGUUCAAGUGUAAUGAGAUCAUGACAAUUGUGCUGCUAUAUGUAAGCUGCAUAUAGCAGAUUGCAUUUGAUACAUUUGAUACAAAGGAGAGUAAAUGAAACAGGUGGAUUUGACCAAACAAGCAACUUUUAUUGAACUUAGGUCAGUGUCCUCACCCAAAUGUACAGCCAUGUCAUGGCACACUUACCGAUACUUCAACAAGGACACCAUACAGAAUGUCAGGCUAUGUUAAAAGACCAACAGACAAAUAUCACAAACUUUAAAAACAUAAUGCUCUUAUUUUAUUGGAAAUAUAAUGUUGACAUUUACUGCAUUAUGAAUGCUUUCCUUAUAUUGUACGUUUUACGUAUACCUCAAUAAAACAUUGAUUUAAAAAAAAAAAGAAGGUAUUUUCAAGUCUUAAGCUGAGUUGAAGACAAGCUGCAAAAUUUAGGACAAGAUAGAAAACCUUCUCUAUCUUGGAAACUUUUUGGAAAUUUUCAUUUUCGGAGUUGGCAAAGGGCAGAUCCACUUGUUGCAACUGCAGCUUCCAUGAUGUCUAGUCAAUCCUACGACUGUCAAAGCUUAUUGGGAGGUGCGGUUCUGCAGCAGCAGGCAAUCUACCUUUUGAGAACCCCUGUUCUAAUUGUCAUCAGAUAAUAUAUCUAUCAAGGUGAAAUACCAAAAUACCGGUAAUUAUCAUUGACCACUGCUAUCACCUUGUGACCAGUAAAUAAAUUAUGAUGUAUUUGAUACACACUAUUUUACAACAUAAAGGGAGUUAUGUUGCUUGGAGUGUGCUUUUAACCAAAUGAGAGCUUCAAAUGGGGAAGCUGAUAUGCAAAUAUGGAUUUGGGGUCUGUGAUGCAAGAAGGGGGGAGGGAUUAAAGCACAUAUGGAGAAGAGGGAACUGAAUGAGAAGAAUUGCCAGUGAAAAAGCAGAUUAGAGGUUUGACCAGAAAUCCUUUUCUAUGAUUAAAAAUGAUUAACAUCUAAGUACGGUAUGAGCACACUGUAGUGGUUAUGGUGACAGCUGGAUGCCAAUCCCCAUCUCCACUACAGUCAACAGAGAGCCAGAAACCGACGCUGCAGGGCCUAGCUGAGGAGAGCUAACAGACGCUUCUAAGCAGAAACUUCUGGCUGUCUAUCAAGGUGGAGCUAGGUGCCGGGUGAACUCCAAAUAAGAAGGCAAACCUUUCUAAAAAUGGUUUAACUAUGAAGAGGUGGGGAAGCAUCAGGGCACUCUUAGCACCAUAACCACUACAUUGAACUGCAGUGGUUGUGGUGUUUUAAGUAUUCCUUUAAUUGCUACUUAUCUAUGUAUCAACACCACAGCUAAUAUGUAUAUUAUGAAAAGAAUGGCACUAUAUCCAUCAGUGCCUAUAACUGCAAUUUUGCAUCUGUUAACACAGACCUCAAUCUGAUACCAUGUAUUAUUUGCAAAUUGAGGACAUAUGGGUUCAUGUAAUUAUUAAUAAUGGGAUAUGUCACAGAUACAAGUGGCUUACAACAUAACAGCUGUGUAACUCGAGAAUUAGAUCACAAUUACAUUUUGUACAUAGUUCUAAGUUCUAUUUUAUUAUCACAGAAUGUAAAUGUCAUCUAUUAAGCAUGCGAUUUAGCCACAUCAUUACUAGUAAUGCACGGUCUAGCUAAAACAGGAGAAGUAUUUUUGAGAAAACAAUCAGUUACAAGGUACUUGACUGACAGUUCAUUGAAAGAUAAAUUCUGCCAUACUCAAGAAUUGUGAGAUAAGUAGAAUCAGUCUGUUUGUUUUUUAACAUUACAUACAUUGCACACUUAUAAAAAAAUAGACUUUACAAAAACUAUGGAAGCCUACCCUGAAAAAUAAAGAGAAAUUCAUUAAACAAUUAAUAGUGGACAAGCCAUAAAUCUGAUGAAAUCAAACUAAUUUAAUUAUGGCAGUUUAAAAAUGAAAGUAGCUGAUACAAUAAAAUAUAAAAUAUAUACUGGUACAAUAAAGUAAAACAAAGUAAAGAAUAUAAAUAUUUGGCAGAACUGAUAGCUUUUAAUUCAUUUAUAAAAAGUACUAAGAUUAAAGCUAAAAUGUUAAAUGAAAGAAAAAUGGAGGGAGCAUAAGACAAAGGUUUUGGACUGAACCCCUUAAGGAUCAAACUUCUGGAAUAAAAGGGAAUCAUGACAUGUCACACAUGUCAUGUGUCCUUAAGGGGUUAAAGGACGACUGUCACCUCAAAACUACAUAUAUGCACCUUGGGUCGGACGGUGUUUGAAACAGUAAGUCUCUAUAGUCUUCCAUGUUUAUAUGCAGGGAGAGAAGCAGAGAAUAUCACAGAAACAAACUUUAAAUGUUGUGAGUUUUUAAUCUUUAUUUUGUUGUCAUCUAGAAUGACACAGUGUGCAUGCACCAAUGACUCAACACUGACAGAUUAUUAGCCAUGUGCACACAAUGUUUGAAGAAGUAGGGAUGUAGGCUGAAUCUUUAUAAGGUACAGUAGGAUCAAGGGAUGGCUUAUUGACAAGAUUAGUCAAAAUAGUCGUUUUAGACAAAUCAUGGUAAUGGCCAACAAUUGUUGAUGGAGGUGGGACAUAGGAGUAAAAUAAGUGAGAUAAAGGGAUGGAAGAAGAAUUGAGGGAUAGAGUUGUAGGGAGAGGAAGAAUGGGUGAAAUUUCUUGUUACUUUAAACAUUAUUUCACAGGAACCUAAACCUAUAAAUCAAGUGUUUCUUUGAGAGAGAAUCAAUUCUGUUGCAAACUUCCAAACCAGCAAACUGCAGGAACAUUUGAUUACUAUGGAGUGAGAGUUUCUUACCAGGUGCUUUGUGGGUGCUGCCAUCUUGAACCACCUCAUCACUUUCAGCCUCUGACACUUCAGCCGCCAGGAACCAAUGUCAGCAUGAGUACAUCACUGAGGUCUAUUGAGGAUCCUGCAAGACUGCCAGAGCAUUUUUUCCUUACAGCAGUCACUGAUGACAGCUGGGGUAAAAUACAAGUUUGACAAAAAGUAGUUCCUCCUUUUGUCAAGCUUGUCAUGCAUAGGACAAAUAAUGAGACAAAGUAAGCCUUAGCCUGGUAUAUCUUUUGAUUGGGUUCGAAUUUCAGUUAAAUUGCAAAUGUGAAUAUUUCAUAAAGAUAAUAUCAUUAUGAAAUCCUCAAUUUAUGGGGGGAGGAGGGAAGGGAGGAGGGAGAGGUAGGAGAGGCUAGGAGGGUUCACAGUUUCAAGUCAAACAUAGCAAACAGUGUCUUGAGAAAAUGGAUCAAUGCCUGUAUUUAUAUAUCAUUCAUUUCCAGUCCCAACACAUUUAAGAGUAUAUAAAAUUGUGUAACACAGUUUAUAACCUGAAACAAUGUAACUGUACCACAAGAUUAAGGUCUUCUGAAUAACAACUAUCAUAAUUAUCAAACAUAAUUAAAAGGGACACUAUAGUCACCAGAACAACUACAGCUUAUUGUAUUUGUUCUGGUGAGUAUAAUCAUUUCCUUCGGGUUUCUUUGCAGUAAACACUGUCUUUUCAUAGAAAAUGCAAUUUUACAUUACAUUUCAACAUUACAGUCUAGGAAUAACGCCAUUGGCCACUCCUCAUAUGACUACUAGAGGUGUUUUCUGGGACAAUGCUACACACAUGUUUGUGUUUCUGAUCAUAUAGUGUUACUUUAAAGAUCAUAGUAAAAGCAUAUUCUCCCAAAAAGUUUAUUAAUCUAUGACAAGAUUUUUAGUAGAUGCCAAUGGAAAAAUAAUGACUAUUAAUUAUUGGAACGACUCACACAUGGCUUUAAAUGUAUUAGUAUCAAUGGAGAAGGGAAUGGUUGUUUGUUGACUAAACUAAAUAUAUACAAAAUAAAACAUCAAGCUCUUUUUCUAUAUAUGUUGGAACAUUAAUAUCCAAGUGAGGUAUCUGGAUACGUGAACAGCAAUUCUGCUCUACAUUGUAGCAUACUGCAGGUUACGAGCAGGACUUUUCUGUCUGUGUCACACUUCAAAGCUGCAGAUUGACUCUAUAUGAAUUAUAGCUUUGCAGUUCGUAAAAGAAGGUCCUCAUCAAGGUUGUGGACAGAUAGUACUUCGAUCCAGAUAUAAAAAUAGAAAAGCCUGGGGAACAACCUUGUCUUGCCAAAUUCCACCAUUGGACCUACCACCUUUGCAGGUCAAUCAUUCGUUUUGAACGCACAGAUAUUUCUGUUUGAAUUCUAGUACUUUUGUAAGUGGUUCCUCUUCUCCCAUUUAAUUUGUUUUUUAUAAUAAUUAAUUGUUUAAUUGCAAUAAUAAUUGUACCACUGGCCUCUGUUGCAGUUAAUAAAGAUAAGAAAAUAGUUCUAUACAAGUAGCACUCAAAGAAAUAUCUCAAGUACUUCCUUGUCAGAGGAGUGACACAUUCUAGAGUUCCCUAGAGAACACUUUUUCGAAUCGAGUUGAAAAAGAUAAUACCAUCCUGAGAAAAGCACAGCUAAAAUGUGUAGUGCCAUAUUUAGUCUGGGACUGAUUAUUUUAUUGGUUAGUCAGUUGCUGAGUUAUUCAGGAGCUGGAAAAAGACUAAGUUGUCCAUUGGUUUCUAUGCAACUUAUGAAAUAAAACUACUCUUUGGGAAAAUAUGGUUUCCUCCAAUUCUGUAGCUGUUCUGAUGUUUAGUAAAUAAACCGUUAUGACAAAUCAGAAAUCAGAAACAUGAACAUGUGAACAACAUCAUAAUGUAUUACUAAAUCGCCAAACAGCCAUAAUUUGUGGUGUUGUACAUUGGUUUAUUUAACACACAGCUCAAUAAUGACAUUGCACAUUUAGACAUAUCAGAAUGCCAAAACUCUCAAGACUUCAGAUUAGUUUAAAUAAAAGCUGAUAUCAUUUUCAGAAAAUAUGUUGGACCUUAUUUGGAUGAACCAAUACACAGUGGGGCUAGCAAGUUGAGUGGGGGGAGAAAGGUGGGCAAUUGCCCCCCAGGCCCCACGUUUACAGAGGUUGUGGUCUGGAGUCUUGUGCUGUUCUUCUGCAGAUAAAAAUAGCAGAUGGUGUAUUGGGAUGUUUGUUGGCUCAGUACAGAAGAAGUGAGACCGCAGGAAAUACUUGCCUUUGCCUAGCCUUUGCUAGAUAAAUCAUGUAGGGAUUUGUGCAUGGGCUGGUGGCCAUGACUAUAGUAUCUGCCGCCGACCAGGCGGCCUGACUGUGAUGAGUAUGUAGUAUUGCCCUGGAUUUGUUUGGAAGUGAAUGCAGGGUGUGAUGUGUCAGUGCUUUGACAUUGGAAGCUCAAGAAACAGAGUAUCCAUCACUACCCAUAUAGUACAGGCUCCAAGUAGCUAGGACCACCCGCACACAGAGAUCUGUGAGUUACUUUCACAAAAGGCCUUUUAUUUCUACUUGACCCAGACCAAAAGUUGCCAGCCUUCCCCUGAACUGGUACGUUAAUUGACGUAACUUACAGAAGUGAUACAUUGUAAAUUCUCUGUCCUACAUUGUCCUCAUUUAGUUUAGAAUUGUCUCAUCAUAAGGUCAAACACCUUACUUGAUGAUAGUCACUCGCUGAUAUGUGAGAUUUAAAUUAUUCAGUCUUUCAUAUUAUAUACCUUGUAUAACCUAAAGUUAUGUGGGUAGUUUGUCAAUUAUUUAAUUUCACAAAUGGAGGCUAUUUGCAUGGUGACACGUUCUAUAGUGUUAGUUGACAAAACUACGAUGUAAAUAUUUUUCCAUGGAUUUUCUUCAAUCUUUAAAAUAACAUAUAAAGUAAAGAUUGCACAUAAAGUCAUUCAAUGUAUAGUUAAACAGAUUAAAAUUUUUUAAAGAAAGCCUUUUUUAAAUGUCCUUUCAGUAGCAUUUUACCAUGAAACUGUGUCUAAUCUGUUGUACUGGAAAAUGGACAAACUGGUAAGUUAUCAAUUAUAUUCAUAACACGAAUUCUUUCGAUAUUAUGGGGAAUAUCCGUGUUAAUUCAGUUAUUAAAUCUUGAAAUAUAUGUAACCUGUUUUUGGUGCCCCAGUCCACUGGAAGGGGUCUGGUCUAUGUGGCACUUACUCUUUGUUAGUUAAAAAGAAAGUAAUAAAGACUCAGUUGUAAGCACAAUCUUGAAUUAGAUUAUGUCACCUGUAUCCCAUCUCAUCAACAACUGGUUAUACCACAUAUCAUGCCCGUACAUAUCUUGCCAAAACUGUCUAACUUUAUUAUAGACUCUCUCCUUAUUGACUUUCUGAUACUUGUCAGCAUAUCCUUUUCUUGAUUCCUUGGCUUUGUACCUGCUUUUAUUAUUAGUUUUCCCUUUGCUUAUCCUCUACUAUUCAUGCUUCUCUUUUAUUUUAUUUUUUGGCAUGUUUUGUAUACCUUUUUUACAGUCUAGAGGUUUUUUUUUUUUUUUUACCUCUUUUACAACCAAGGUGGGACAUGCUAAUGAUCCGUAGUAAACCUUUCAGUUUUGCUCCAGUUAUGUCUCCUAUCUGUUUUACCUUAUUUAUUGUUGGUAUACACAGAGUUAACCUUACUUCAAUUAAUAUUAUUUCUGCUCUAGAAUAUUAUCUCCAUUAUUUUUCCUUAAUUUCAGGCAGUAAAAAUAAAUAUUUAACCCCUUAAGGACCAAACUUCUGUAAUAAAAGUGAAUCAUGUCAUGUCACACAUGUCAUGUGUCCUCAAGGGGUUAAGGGUCAUAUUGGUCACCAAAACAACUAAGGGUCAUAUUGGUCACCAACUCAGUGGUCAAUUAUCUGCUAUUUAUUACAGCACCAAAUGUAUUCAAUUAUUUUCCCAUAAGCCCAAAAGGCACAUUUACAGUAAAACAUAGAUCAAGCUUCCUCAUAGUUGUUGACAACAGGACUGUAAAAGAGUCUUGGACAGGUGGACUUCAAUCUGAUGACCAAAUCUAUCAGUUUUUAUCUGAAACUGAGGAUUUGAGAUCUACCCAUAGAUAGCAAGCAUGUUUGAACCAGGCCUUCAUCUCUCACAUAGCGCUGCAGAAUAUGUUUGCGCUAUACAAAUGCUAAUAAUAAUAACCAUGUAUCUCAACCCAGGAGUUUUACCUUUGUCUAGAUCAGUGGUUCCCAAACUAGUCCUCAUGUACAGUCCAGGUUUUGUCAGAAUCUCCAAAGGACUGGUUUAAGAACCACUGGUGUAGGUGGCGGAUACCCGAAUCUCAUCAUAUGUGUCAGCUGCACAUGAACACCUCACCAGAGCUGACCGCAACCACUACCCAAAAUGGUGUAUCUGCUGGAGAACAUAUAAGAAUUCUUCAGAACAUGUAUAGCUUAAAGAGUACUUGUCAUGCUAUGGUACAAUUGCCAUUACUGAAUUUCUCUUCUGAUUUUAUGCAUUGUGGUAGCCAGAUCGCUACAAAUGUAAAGAUUGCUAAAUCACAGUCACCAUUCCUCAGGCAGGCAGGCAGUUGACUCUAUGCUUUGUCUUAGUACAAACCUACACCCACAACCUGAGCCGGCGCUUCAACUUGAGAAAAGAACAGAGUGACGUCUAACAUCACUCCGUUCAACAGGCUGAUGUGCUGACAAUGAUGACAAAACAUCAGUGUCAUUAGGGAGCUGUUUGUUUUUAUCCCACACCCUUCACUAAAUCCAUAACACCCCACACUGUAGUAUUUUGACUAAUUUAAAGGAAGUAGGUACUAAUUUUGUAUUGACUAAUAUUGCAUUGUGCGAUAAUAAAUUAAUAAUCAGAUAACACACCCACACAUAUUGGUUUUAUCCAUCUAUAUGUAUAUGGUACCAGUCGCAUAAUGAUUUAUAUUGUAUAUAAAUCUUUUAUUGAAGAAAGGAUAUCAACUGUCAUGUUCUAUUUGUAAGAAAUCUUUGCCUUUGGUACGCAAUCUUCCUACAUGCCUUUCUCCAUCUAUUUUUAAUGACAAUUUCCUGGUAAGGAAGUACACAGCUUAAUCUUCAACAUUCUGCAGAACUCAGAGACAGGCAAGGGGCAACACAUUUUAGAGCUAGAUUGUAUUUAAAUAGAUACAAUAGAGUGAUAUAACAAUCAUAAGCCAACACAAGUUAUGUCUUUUUAUUGCCUUUGUGGAUUCAUACAUUCAUCUUAGUUUUGUAUUUAGGUGUAUAGGUUUCUUUAUUUUGGUGAUACGUUUGGUUUAAACAUAUUUCUUUCCACAUUCUCGUAACUUUCAGUUCCGCCAACAUAUUUUUCCGCUUUGUACUUGACUGACAAUGAGGGUUGUGACUUUGUAUAGCAGGAUCUUUAUGGAGAAGAAUGGCAUUUUAAGUGCAUUGACCUUAUGUUUCCAGAUUGGAAUAUAUAUCAUUCUUUCAGACUCAAAUUGCAAGGGGGGGUGGGAUUGUGGCUGGGAAAAAAAUAUGUUUUUUUUCUGUUUCGAUCGUAGGAACAUAGCUUCAGUGACAGGUGACAAUGUCCAUAACGUGGCCCAGUGAUAAGCCAGGGCCAGUAAAAAUAGACUGGAUGAUCUCAUCAGCUUCUGAGAGCCGAUGUACCCUACUGCAAUGCCAAGGAAGACAAAAGUAGAGAUUUAAAAAGGCUAGCAGAAAGGGCAGCGGAGAGCUCGGGAGAUUUUCAUAUUUUGGUUUGGCUCCAGCUUGGAGUUGAUUUAUUCUCGUCCUAUCUUUAUGGAACAUUGUGUCUUUAAUGGUGACUGUGUCAUGCCUGAUUCACCUGUAUCUUCCUACCACAGCACAGAUAAUCUCUACGCAGGUAAUCUGUUCCUUCUGAGGGUUGCUAAUUCUGAAGUUGAAUGCUAUUUUUAUGAAGCUGUUCCUAUUUAUUUUUUAAAAUAUAGUAGUGCAUUUUAAUAUAACAAUUAUGUGUUAAUUAACUAGAGAGAUAUUUUAAACUGUUUACGAAGGUAAAAGCUAUUUUAAAACGUAACGAUACAUAAUUUAUACUUUUAGCAGAUUGAAAUGUAUAUAUAUAUAUAUAUAUAUAUAUAUAUAUAUAUAUAUAUAUAUAUAUAUAUAUAUAAACUGGUUGAACUUGAUGGACUUUUUCAACCUAGAGUACUAUCUAUGUUACUAUAUUCUGCAAAUCCGUAAUACAAAGAUUAAAGUUUAUAUAUAUCGUAACAAGAAAUAUGUGCAUUUAUUAUAAAGAGGAGUUCCCGAAGCAAUAUUCUAAGACUUAUAUUUUCAUCUGCAACAUUCCAUUGGUUUCCAUGACAAUUGAACCACUAAUUGAAAACUGCCUUGAUUGUUUUUAGAUGUUUAUAUGUUUAAAGUGGGUUUUCUGGUUUUAUUCUCUGAGUACCCUAAGUAUUCAAUAUAGAAUGUAUUGUCCUAUUAAAAUGACAUACGCACAAUGUACCCGACCAUCCAUUAAUAAAUUACAUUAAUUAAUACUGUAAUCAGUAAAGAUCUUUAUUUAUGUACCAUAAUUGUAUUGUGCUUUUUUUCCUUUGUUUUGGUAUUUGCUAGAUAGAUGGAUAGAUAGAUAGAUUGAUUAUAUACUUUAUAUAUUAUAAUAUUUUCCACUUGUAGGUAAUUAAAUGUUUUUGAUCAUACUUUUCAUUUUGUAGCUGCUGUCGAGAGUAGAGUUGAGAGAAAAAAGAAAUCUUUUCUCCAUAGAAACAGUUUUUUACUUAUAAAUAGAAAUGUGAAUAUAUUGUUGCACUUUUUGAUUUAUUUUAUAGCUUAACUUUAAAUUAAUAUUAAGUCGAGAUCAAAAGUCUGUUUUAGUUCUAAAUAAGAAAAGCUAAAUACUAUAUGUCUGUUGGUUUGUCUGUCUAUGUAUCCCAACCACUUAUUUCAAUUGCAAACUUAGUGUUUUCAAGAUAAGCACACGUUGAUUUAGUUGACAAGACAGGCAUAACCAAUCUAUAACGUGAAAAAUAUGCAAUUGCAGAAAAUUGUGAUUAUUCAUAUUUAGAAAAUAUAUCUGCUGUACGUAAUACUUAAAUGAGGAAAUUAAUAGUUAAAUGACAUAAUAUAAAAUGGUUACAGUAAUGAAUAUCUAAAUGCAAUUGGUCCAAUGGUAUGAUUGACAAUUCCUUUAUUUAUUUAUUUUUCACAGAGCUCCACCGUAGUGAGAGUGUACAGGAAAAAAACGUAAAAGAGGCUAGAACUAAAUGCCGAACUAUUGCAUCUUUGCUGACAGAUGCACCAAACCCCCACUCCAAGGGGGUUCUUAUGUUUAAAAAGAGACGACAGAGAGCAAAGAAAUAUACUCUAGUGAGUUACGGAAGUGUGGACGAAGACCGAUACAUUGAGGACGAGGAAGGUGUCUUCCCAACAAGUGAAUCAGAAUUUGAUGAGGAAGGUUUCUCUGAUGCUCGUAGUCUAACUAAUCACUCGGACUGGGAUAGCACCUAUUUGGAUAUUGAAAAGCCUAAAAUGGAACAUGAACAACAGGAGGAAAAAGGUCUGAGCGAAGCAUCAGGGAAGGGAGCUGCAUUAUUUGAGAUGCAAAGACAGAGAUCUGAACAGUUUUCUGUUGAUAACCCUCCACCACAAAAUCCUCAGGAAAAUCAUAAACCAACACCGAUUCCACCACAAAGAAGGUCAAGCAGUGGAAAUGCUCGUAAUGUAGAACGUAGAAGCCAAGAGAUCGGUGGUUCAGAGAGCACCAAAGUAGCUAGUACAAAUAUAUCAUUAUCACCUCCUCAGCCUACACAGCCAGGAACUAGUGAUGGAACUGGCAUCUUUAACAGAUCAGCAAGGCCAUUUACUCCAGGUCAAGUUGGGCAGCGCUCAAUGGCUUCAUCAGUUAUAUUCAAUCCUAUUACCCCUAAAAAAGUAAGCGAGUGUUCAUCUGUGCCAAUUGCAGCACCUUCACCAUUUGCUCAUUUCUCUCCUGCAAUUCCUUCAAGCCCUGCAAUUCCUUUGAGUCCUCAAAGAGUUCCUGGAGGUGCUAUUACAUCACUUUAUAUACCAGCACCUGUAAAACCCACUGUGUCAUCAACACCUCCAGAUGUAGGUGGUGAAAAAGAUUUACAGAAUUCUCCAACUUUUGUUACACCAAGAACGACUACUGCUUCAAUAUAUCUCUCAUCUCCAUCACGCCCAUCAGAACCUCAAACAGUAACUUCACAGCCAAAUAUAACAAAAUUAGUGGGUCCCACUACAGUAACUCCAUUGACCCCACCAGUAUCACAGUUGUUUAGUCCAGCAUCUAGUGUGCAGCAUGACACACCAUCUUACACCCCCGUAAGCCUUGCAAAUACAUCAUCAGAAACUGUGACAUCAAGAGAACAGAAAAUUUCUGUGCCGUUUGGACGUACAGGCAUCUUGAAUGAGGCUCGAAAAAGAGGUGGCAGGAAACAGAUGUUUGCCAAAGUGGAGGAGAAGAAGUGUUUACCUAAUCCAGAUCUUAUGUCCAUGGUGCAGAACUUAGAUGAGAAACCUAAGCAAGAUCAACCUGGAGCAGGGUUUGAAUCUGGACCUGAAGAAGACUUUCUCAGUCUAGGAGCAGAGGCAUGUAAUUUUAUGCAGUCUGCUGGACGAAAGUUGAAAGUUCCUCCCCCAGUGGCACCUAAACCCUAUUUAAAAGCAGAUGAACUUGUGAAUGGUACCCAUGAUAUGCCUCAACUGAAGGGUAAAGGUGCUGAAUUGUUUGCUAAACGACAAAGCCGUAUGGAUAAGUUUGUAGUAGAGUCAACCCCUAGGUCUAGCUCCAAACCUAAUUCCCGACCUAGAACACCAUCCCCAACGCCUUCACUACCCUCUUCCUGGAAAUACUCAUCUAAUAUUCGUGCACCACCACCUAUUGCUUACAAUCCACUAUAUUCUCCAUUUUAUCCCUUAGCAGCAUGCAAAUCUCAGCCUGGGAAAGCGGACAGCAAAGUAAAAAAAACUCCUGGCAAUAAACCAAGAAUGCAAGCAAUUGAUUUCAUGCGUCAUCAACCAUACCAGCUAAAUUCCGCAAUGUUCUGUUUUGGUGAUUCUUCUAAUACUGCAAAUCAAACUCAAUCAAGUCAAAACACCACAAAAUCUAGUUUGCCUGGUACUCCAGCUAGGCAAGUACCUGUAAAAACUGUACGAGCUCAUGAUAUAAAGCGCUUCUCAACUCCAACUCCCAUGUCAUCUUCAGCCAACAUGAAACCCACUGUGCUUGCCCCUCGUUCUGCAACUACUCUUGCUGAGCCAGUGUGGAGAACAGAGAUGAGCACUCAACAUGUGCCCUCAACACCUACAGUUCCAAUGCCUUACCAACCACCCACCCAGGAUAAUGUGCAGAAUUCUACCACUUCUUUUAAUCGAGCUUCUGCUGUUUUUAGUCCCACUAGUUUUAUCACUUCACCUAGAGCAUCAGUUUCCAGGAUCCAGGUCCCAAAACCAAGGUUUUGUGCCUCUAAAACUGGAAUGCAGGCUAAUGUAUGGAGGCCGGCUAAAAUCCGAUAUUAAUCUCAUAAACAAGUACCCAUGGUAAGCCUCAGCUUCCAGCAAAGAUAUUCAUGGCAAUGCCAUUUGCUUGAUUGUUUUGUGAUUUACAAAGUAGUUUUCCAAUUUCCAUAUCCCUGAACCUCUGCUUGCUAGGCUAAGACUGUUACGUUCCAGGAGAAAUGAGAAACUAAAUGCACGGAUGUAGUAAAAUGUGAAAAGGUUUGAGAGAACAAGAUGUCUCUUGAUGGACCAGGUAAUGAAAAGUGAAAAUGGACUCUUUAGUAAUGGUUUCAACAAGGAUGCUGACAUAUUUGAUUAUGAUGCUCUUUUGACAGAUUUGUGUACAAGUAAUGUAAUGGUAGUCCAUGAGGAACUUGCAGACAAGGGAUUGACUAGAAAUAUGGAUUUUGUGUACUGCAGCUGGUGGUUGUUGGAAUUACAAUAUGCCAAUACACUGCCCAUCUUGCGAUGACUUUAAGCCAACGGUCACAUCCAAAGGUCACUUGGGAGUUUAAUAAACAUUUAUAAACAAACUGUAUAAAAAGCCAUGUUGAUGUGUUCCAUUGCUGUAACCAUAUCUCCUUAGCCACAUAAAACAUGUUGCGCAUGAAAUUGCUUUUUCUUGGCCACAAGUCAAAGUGCUGGGAAGCUGUUUUCUCGUGUGGUGCACUGUACCAAGAUUGAACUGGAACAUUAACAACCUGAAGUGUGGUGUGUUUAAUAAAAUCCUAUAUGGUCACUUAGUCAGUUGAAAAAAGAAAUGCAUGUUUGUUUGAUGUUUGCGUGAAUUCACAUUUUGCAAUUUUAAAGGGCCAGCAGCACCUUAAUAUGAAAUUCUCUCAUGGGAAAUGAGAAAAUGAUGUAUAUAAAAACUAUGGAGCUAUGGAUUUUGGUAACUAUGGAGCUUGCAUAUUCCAUGAUUUUUCUGCGAAAGGAAAUAUUCCAUCAAAGUAGCAUAACGAUAGAGGAAAGAAAUCACUUUGUUUAAAUUAACAGCUGUAUUCUCAUUAUCAUUGGUGUAUUUGGUUAUCAGAAUACAGAAAGAUCUCAUAUCAUGACCAUUGGCCAAAAAUGAUAAAUUGUUAAUAUGGUAAUGCUGUAUAAUGGCAUUCCCUUAGGAAAUAAAAGAAAAGUUCCAUAAUAUUUAUAUGCAUAUUUUAACUAAUGAUGCUCUUUCACAUAAGUUGAAUUUAUGUUUUGGUUUCACUGUCCCCGUAAAUACUUGUACCAUCACAAUCAUUUUGUGUAGAAGCCACAAAGUGUAUUUGAUAUUUAUGUUUGUGUACAAUGCCCAUGUAGAUUAUUGUUAGUUAAAUGCAGUAGUUUCUAUUUUUUUCCCUUGUGCAUCCCGAAUUGUGCGUUUGUGACAAUGUAUUUGUGUGUAUGACAUUGAGCACAAAAUACCUGCAUAGUUUUGCCAAUGUUUUAGAAUUAUGUAAGCAGGGUAUAUAACUACUUUAGUAAGUACAAUUAGAAGCCAAAUUCCAUCAUCAACAUCUGGUCUUUCAAAAUCCUAUGCAAGCAUGCUAUUUGCCUCUUAUUUUCAUUAGCAUCAGUAGUACAGUAAACUGCUGUUAACGUUAAAUAAGCAUGACAUUCCGUGUCAGAGUAGAGAAUCUAAAGAUCAGUGUAGUAUGUUGCUAACCAGCAUGGAUCUGUAAACGCUCAAUCUAGGCACAAUAUCCAUUCCAUUAGGCUGCAGAUACUGUCCCUUGAUUUUACUGUCAGCCAAUGAAUGGCUUUAACACAUGGAUAACAAUGAUAUUGGCAAUAAGUGGAACCAUCAGCAAUUGACAAGUGAGACACUCUAAGCACCCUCAGAGGGACAUAUAGUGGUUAUGGUGGUAAGACUGACACUUUAAAGUUUUAUCCUAGAAUGAUUUUUGCAUGUUUCUAUGUCAUGCUAUUUUAUACACAAACUUUCUUUCAACAAAUUCUUUAAUACCACAAGCCAUAGAUCUCAUUUCGGAUUACAAAAUAUUAAAGGAUUCGGCCAUUUCAGAUUCUUCUUAACUUCAAGCAUAGUUUUAAAUUACCAAAUAUAAGUGGGAAAAGAUGGAGAGUGCACUUGUGUGAUAACCAGUGAAAUAAAUAUUUACACUAUAUGUGAAUGGUGAAACAGUGAAUCAGUGAUCAUACAAAUGCAAACACAAACAUACCGUAUAAGAGUUCUUUUUAUUUGUAAAAGAUACACACUUGCAUAGGGAAAUGUAGUUUUAUAAAGUAACUGACUCAGCACAUAUAAGAAUACAUCUUAAUCACAUCCCACUCACAUUUGCUUAAGCUUGUAUAUAACUGGCUCAAGUAUAUUUGCAUAGGUGUAGUGAAGGUAUUCUGGAACAGAGACUAGUUUUAAAUGAUAUAAAAUCAUUAUAAAUCAUUCUUUUGUUGAGUGUCUAUAUAAAAAAUUAUAAAUUAUUCAAUGUGGUUUUCUUAACAGGUUUCAUAGGUCAUAAAUAGCUAAUGUGUCAAACUGCUAUCACACUUUAAAAAACAAAACAAAAAAAAACAUAAUCUAACAAAAUUUCUGUAGAAAUUAGACAUCUCAUAUCUAUGCAUACAGGUAAGCUAUGUGCAAAACAAGCCAUAACAUGAGCCAAGAAUAUAUUUAAUAGAUUGGAAGCAGACAUAUUUCAUGAGCAAUUAUUAAAAGGCAGGGAAGAUCACCAAACCUGAAUUUAUGCUAGUCACCAUACCAAUAAUUAGUAAUAUAGCAGGUUAAUAUUUCAUGUUCUAGAAUGUUUUCCGUAUCCAUUUCAUAGUUCUAUUUUCUAAAAAGAAUUUCCUUAAAGUUUAUCCUGUACCAAAUAUAUGAGCAGGAACAAACAUGGGAACUAACUCUAUCAGUCCAACAGGGUGUGGGUUGGAGUGCUCAUUGCCGGAAUAAUAAAUUCCAUUAUGUACCAUCCACUGCUUACCUAUUUUACUGUCUACAAAAUCCUGCCUAGUCUCCUAGUCUUGGCGGUUUUCGUGUACAGGAAGAGACAGGCCAAUUACCAACCAGUGUUCACAGGUAUUACAUUACGUAUCUGCCUACAGGUUCAGCACCUAUGGUUCCUAUUAUCCUUCCUAAAAUAACUUGUCUAUGGAGGUAGAUUUAUUUUGUUAUCUGAGAAAAGGCUGCAUUUUGCGAUGUCACGUUUGGAAACACAUAUGAACUGUGGCCUAUUAAUUUGGAGUUACACAUCUGAUUCAAUGAAUGCAAUGUUAAAAUCCAAACACAUUCAAUGAUUCAUGACUGUCUUCAUUAAAGCGCAAAAGGUGAGCUGCCUAGGUUCAAAAUAUUUCACAAGUGAUUAGAGUGGCUGCCCCUUGGGUCUCACAGAUGUUUUGGGACUAUCCUCCCCAGGAAUACAGUAUCAAUGACCAUGAUUAUAUGGACACAAGUAACUAGCCAAGGAAUGGGUCACAUUAAAGGGGGAAAAAGAUUUGCAUUAUUUGUUCAAUGUUGUAUGACUUUUGCUGUGGGUAGUAGUGUUUCCAUUUAUUUGAUAGGGCCACAAAAGUCCUAUACCAUUGAACACUAAAGCCAAAUCUCUUUUUCUGUAAUCUGAUGCUCUGAGCACCUGGCAGUAUCUCCAACGUUGAGCACACAUAUGGCUAUCUACAGAAAUGAAUAUAAUGUAUGGCUUUGGUUGGUUGGUGUUGCAGCUAGGACAUGAAUUACAUCAUUUUGGGGCAGUGGUGGGUAAUUCGACCUGAUGUUAGAUGCUCAGUUUGCUGCAGCUUAACAAUCCACAAGAACAAAGUCCCAGCUGCUAAGUUAAAGGAUGAAGAAAAAGGAUAUGGUUAAAACUGCCGUUGGUGCAAUGCAGGUAGGUUGAGAGACCUCUACCUAUCACAGGCGGGGGCUAAGAUGGUGUUUGCAGAAGGUAAGGUUUACAGAGAAAAGGAGCUGGAAUUGGAAAGGAUAAAUGAAUUGAAUUAGGGACAUUGAAACUGGGAGAGGGAUGACAUGAAGAACUGAACUGGGGAUAGAAACAACCAGAGAAGAAUACAUAAGAAUAUAUAAGAUCUGAAAUAAACAGCCGUAAUGCAGGUACCAGGUCUUGACCAAUAAUAAUUAGGAUUGAUUAAAGUUGUUUUGCAUUUACUAAGCAUGGAAAUCUUUAAUGUUACCCAACAGACAAAACAGUUUGGAUGAAAACAUGACCAAAUUUGCAUGUUUGUCGGGAAUAACUGUUGCUUGUCAGAGAAACUGGAUGCUUCUGUUUUUUGUGUGUCUUUCCAACGCACAAUUUUAUGUGGCAAAUGGAAGAUAUAUUAAAUUUUGACCAUUUAUGGAUGAUCUGAGCUCAGCAAAGUAAAUGCAGGCCACACGAAGCAUCUAUUUAAUUGUAAUCCAUUUGCCAUGACCACGUCUACAAACAUUAAUACCUAAGAUCAUGUUGAUGGAAGCAGCUACUAUUGAUAAAAGCAUCUUUUGUUACUAAAAUUCAUUCCGAGAGACCUAUUCACAUAAUAAGACUUUUGGUUGUCUUCUGGUCCAUAAGAACACUGAUGGAUUUGCACUGUUCAAUAAAAAUGUGCUCAGAUGGCUUCUAGUUAGACAGUUACAAUACUCUGUUGUGUUUUGCGGUUAAAAUAAAGAACACAAUUAUGGACAAGUUUAAUUAAAAGAGUUGCAACUUGCACUCACUGAGUGAGAAUAAAUAAAGUAAAGACUCCAUUAAUUACACAAGAAGAAACGUUGGGAUUUAUUGUUGGUUUCCAGAAAAGAAGAUUCAGAAAAAAAUAAAGGAAGUGACGAAACAGAUCCUUUGAGAAGAAUUGUACUUGGAUGAGUUUUCAUAGGACUGUUUAAGAGUACAUAUAUUGGAUACAAACAGCCUGUAACAGCUAAUUGCCAUAGUAUGUUAACGAUUUAAAUACAUUGGCAGGAUUCUCUUAGCAGAGCUAUGGUGUACUCUGCUUUCUGGAUGGCAAUGUCCCCAUGGACUUCAGUGGAGGAACUGCUAUUCAGUGAGCUUAGUAAAUUUAUAGUGCUAAGACGAUCCAUCCAGAUGUUAUAAGUGUUUCUUAUUAAAGCCGGGUAUAUUUAUGGAAAAUUCAUAGAAUAUGCACCUUUUUUUUGUGAUUUGGGAGUGUAUGAAAUCUCUACAUUUACUUUUAGCUAUCAGGUCUUCCACAAGGGCUAUUGGAACCCAUCAUCAACCCAUUUUAGUUAAAACCUUUGCAUUUACACAGCCAGGCUUGAGAUAUUCCCCUUGAAUGUUUGUGCAAUAAGCUGCUAUCUAAGUCAUCUUGCAUCUGGUUAGAAAAAAAAAAAAUGUAAAACUUAUUUUGGAAGGUUACAAUAUACACUUUCCAUUACAAUAUUUUCAUUCUAGUGUGGUGCAUUAUAUUUUGAGGCACCAGUUUGCACUCUCCAUUGCAGAAGUGAAGACCUCCAAAUGUGGAAAGGAUUUAAAUGUUUGUGUUCUCUGAUGUAGACUGAUUUUCAAAAAGUGAGAUUUCUGGAUUUCUAAAAACUAAUCUUGCAAUGCACAAAUCCAGCUGAAUAAAUGAAGAUGUAGGCUUUAAUGCAUGUUGUUUUUUGUUCCUUUCACAGCCAGAUAAUAUCUAUCCCAUAAAAAAAUUCACUUGCAGACCAUUCUAGCCUGGAACGACUGCAGAUUGUAUUCCCUCGUGUGUUAAUCAGUGCUGAAAUUAAUCACAAAUUAAAGGACCAUUAUAGUGCCAGGAAAACAUUCUCGUUUUCCUGGCACUAUAGUGCCCUGAGGCUGCCCCCACCCUCAGGGUCCCACUCCCGCCGGGCUGGAUGGAGAGGAAGGGGUUAAACACUAACCUUUCUCCAGCGCCGGGCUCCCUUGUGCUGGAGACUCUCCUCCUCCUUUCCCCGUCAUCGGCUGAAUGUGCAUGCGUGGCAAGAGAGGGUUUUUUUGUUUUUUUUAAAUGCGUUCAAUAAACUUUUUAU
Pelobates cultripes (western spadefoot toad) is the source of this 77636-nucleotide messenger RNA. The record is from the annotation of a GenBank genome assembly. Lineage: Eukaryota; Metazoa; Chordata; Amphibia; Anura; Pelobatidae.